Molecule: messenger RNA, 59599 nt
Organism: Phaedon cochleariae (mustard beetle)
Lineage: Eukaryota; Metazoa; Arthropoda; Insecta; Coleoptera; Chrysomelidae
Source: the annotation of a GenBank genome assembly
AUGGAAGACGCCGAUGCUCUUGAGCCUACCAGUCUAUCUCAAGACUUUCAAGUGAGUAGAAGUGCCUUCUGCAACCGUGGAUUGACAAGGGCAAUCCUAGCCCUGGCACAUAUAGCCAUGGCGACUGCAAAAAUGAAAAUUAUUUUGCCGCUGGUCGUAUGGAUAGCAUGGCUGCAAGUGACGACUGCCCAAUCCUUCGGAGGGAUUGGAUUUGGUAUAAAACGGGAAGUGUUUUUCCUCAAUCUCGAAGAUGGAUAUUUCGGUUGCCAAGUGAACGAAUCGACUGACGUUUUACAGUUAUUCGAGUUAUCGAAAUUAUGUGACGGAACGCCUAACUGCUUCUUAGGAUCUGAUGAAUUAGCCAAAGAACUGAAGUGUACCGAUAACUGCCAGAAAGAAGAUGGUACUGAGUGUCAAAAUGGUGCAUGUCUAGACGGGCAGUGUCAUUGUAAUGAUGGCUUUGGUGGAUGCAGCUGUGAAGUACCAGAUGAGAACGAGUGCAAGUACAGACCUUGUGACGUAUUUGCACACUGUACCAACACUUUAGGCAGCUUUUCCUGUACCUGCUUUCCUGGAUACAAUGGAGAUGGGUUUCAUUGCGAGGAUAUCAAUGAAUGUGAUGAACCUGCAUUAGCUGCCAGAUGCGUGGAAAACGCCGAAUGUUGCAAUCUACCCGCGCAUUUUCUCUGCAAAUGCAAGCCAGGAUACGAAGGAGAUGGGGAAGUUCAAUGCCACGAUAUCGACGAAUGUCUCAACCCGAACGUCUGCGGCCAAAACGCUGUCUGCACGAACCGACCCGGUAACUACACCUGCGCAUGCCCAGAAGGCCUGCGCGGCGAUCCCUUCCAGGCAUGCGUGGACAUUGACGAAUGCGAACAAAUCGACGCUUGCGCUCACAACGCCAUCUGCCGCAACGUGGUGGGGGGCAAAGAAUGCUUCUGCCCGCCGGGUUACGAGGGAGACGCUUAUACUACAGGGUGUUUCGAUGCGGACGAAUGUUCACGAGCGAAUCCGUGCGGGAAGAAUGCCGAGUGUUCCAACAUGGAGGGGAGUUUCCGGUGUACUUGUCCAGUGGGGUUCAUUGGGGAUCCUAUGACCGGAUGCACAGACAUUAACGAGUGUGAAUCGAACCCCUGCCCUCCAACCGCCUCCUGCAUCAACACUAACGGCAGCUACUCCUGCUUGUGUCCCGAGGGAUACACUGGAGCAGGAAACGACGACUGCGUGGAUGUCAAUGAGUGUGGACGAUCGGGCGCUUGUGGGAUAAACGCUAAAUGCAUUAACGUACCCGGAUCGUACAAGUGCCUGUGCCCUCAAGGGUUCACUGGCCAGGGACACACGUACUGUGAAAAUAUAAACGAAUGUGAUGCUAAACCAUGCGGAGAUAAUGCCGUGUGCAAAGAUUCAAUAGGAAGUUACACUUGCUCUUGCAAGGAAGACUACACAGGAGAUCCGUUCAAGGGUUGCGUUGAUAUAGACGAAUGUGUGGCACUAGAUAAACCUUGUGGAGCUAGAGCCAAAUGCGAGAAUGCCGUACCAGGAUAUAAUUGCGUUUGUCCGCAAGACACAGACGAAUGUACCGAACACACCGAACACACUUGCGGUCCUUUUUCUGUGUGUACAAACACAGUUGGUAGCUUCCAUUGCGAAUGCGAGAGUGGAUAUGUGGGGGCACCCCCAAUGGUCGAUUGCAAAGCUCCAUGCGAUGACGUUUCUUGCGGUGAUCAUGCUUUUUGCAAGCCUGACGGAAACGAAGCUUACUGCAUCUGCGAGGAUGGGUGGACUUUCGACCCUAAUGAUAUAGCUGCAGGUUGUAUAGAUAUCAACGAGUGUGACACAGUCAAUGGACCUGCAGGUCGUUGUGGAGACAAUUCUAUUUGCACUAAUUUGCCAGGAACAUUCGCUUGUCAGUGUAAAUCGGGGUACUCUGGAAGUCCCAGUCUAGGAUGCAAUGAUAUUGACGAAUGUUCUGAAACGAAUACAUGUGGCACUGGAGCUAUCUGCACAAAUUCGCCUGGCUCUUAUUCUUGCGAAUGUCCCGAUGGUACCGUACCAGAUCCUGACGCAAAUACGAGAUGCAACGAAAUCGUAACCUGUAAAAAUAACGAGGAUUGUCCUGGAAAUGCGAUAUGUGACAAUAAAAAAAGAUGUCUAUGUCAAGAGCCCAAUGUUGGAAAUGAUUGCCGACAUCCAUGUGAAACCACUGAAUGUGGGCCCAACGAACAAUGCAUGCUGGUGAAUCAGGAAGCGACAUGCAUCUGCAGAACCGGAUACACCGGCACCUCUACCAAAUGCGUAGACAUAAACGAAUGCUCCGGCAACCCAUGCCCCACAGGAGCCAUUUGCAAAAAUGAACCCGGAUCAUUUUCAUGCCAAUGUCCCGGAGGCACCACUGGUGACCCAUAUAGAUCGGGCUGUACCAGAACCACUAAAAAUAACGAUUGUUCCGAUACGAACCCAUGUCCUUCCGGCGAACAAUGCAUAUCAGACGACUUUCUGAACGAAAACGUCUGCAUCUGCGUACAAGGAUACGUCAGAGACCACGAGACCGGCAAAUGCCGAGACGCAGAUGAAUGCACCGAGCUGAGAGAAAAGCCGGCAUGUGGAAUAAACGCAGUUUGCAAGAAUUUACCGGGGAGCUACGAUUGUCAAUGCCCACCGGGCUUCAACGGAAACCCUUUUCUGGAAUGUUCUGAGUGCAACAGCCCGGAUUGCCGGUGCCAACCACCCUACAAACUAUACGAGGGAAAUUGCGUUCUAGCUAGCUGCGGUCCCGAUGGAAACUGCCCUAGUGGCGCAGAAUGUAUCACCAUAACGGGAGGUGUCAGCUACUGCGCAUGUCACAAAGGCUACAAAGCCUUAUCUGACGGAUCUUGCGUUGACAUCAACGAAUGCGCAGAACAGGAAGGAGCUUGUGGUUACGGCGCAGAAUGUACGAAUCUGCCCGGCUCGUACGAAUGUAAAUGUCCUGAAGGCUACACGGGGGAUCCUUAUAAUUUACAAUGUUCCCCGGCUCAGAAAAAAUGCAUCAACGACAGAGAAUGUUCCACUAAUGAGAAAUGCAUUCAGCCCGGUGAGUGUGUCUGUCUUCCACCGUACUUCACCGAUCCCCAAGAUGGUGACAAAUGUAAGAGCCCUUGUGAACGAUACCCUUGUGGAAUGAACACGAGAUGCAUUCCAACGGAUCCACCGAAAUGUUCUUGCGAAUUGGGUUUUACUGGAAAUCCCAUGCAAGGAUGUUCAGAUAUCGACGAAUGUGCGGAUGAACCUUGUGCCUAUGGGGCUCGUUGCCUCAAUCAAAAGGGAGGCUAUAAAUGUGUGUGUCCUAGAGGAAUGACUGGGGAUCCUUACAAAUCCGGUUGCAUACUCGAGACUCCGGGUGCUGGGAAGUCUGAAUGUCAGACUAACGAUGAUUGCUCUAGUAUUCUGACAUGUCAAGAAGGAACUUGCAUUAGUCCUUGUGCUACUGUACUUUGCGGUCCGCAUAGUAUAUGCGAACCAGAAAGGCAUCGAGGGCACUGCAGAUGCAAAGUAGGCUAUGAAAUGAACUCACAAGGACAAUGUGUAUCGAUUUGUGAAGGAGUGAUUUGUGCUUCUGGAGCUCAGUGUAUCGUAACCAGCUCAGGACCAAUAUGUAAAUGUUUGGAGGGACUGAUGGGAAAUCCAUUUCCAGGCGGACUGUGCUCCACAGAUAUAUGCUCCAAAGCUAAUCCAUGUGCUAGCUCUUACGUUUGCAUUAACGGUCGGUGCAAACAAAAAUGCCAGGGCGUGAAUUGUGGCGUAGGUGCCCAUUGCGAUCCAAAUACCAAUAAAUGCGUUUGCGAUCAUAUGUUUGUUGGAAAUCCGAACCUCGUCUGUAUGCCACCUAUAACUGGGCCAAAAUGUGAUCCACCUUGUGUUCGAAACGCACAUUGCGAAUACGGAUUAUUGACGAAUAAAUGCGUUUGCAACGAGGGCAACAUCGGGAAUCCUUACGAAUCAUGCGAGAGUAUCGCAGAGAAAACGUGUGGGCCAACUUCAUGCGGAACAAAUGCGGAAUGCAGAAUCACUGCUACCGGAACGGAAUGCUCGUGUAAGCACGGCUUCGCAGGAAACGCAUUCUUUGGUUGCGAGGACAUCAACGAAUGCAACAACAAUGUAUGCGGCAACAGCGCCGUUUGCAUUAACACCCCGGGCAGCUACGACUGUAGAUGCAAAGAAGGCUAUGCCGGCAACCCGUUCGUCAUGUGUACGCAAGUUCAAGGCGGGACAUGCAGAGACCCGGAAAACUGCCAGUGUAGCGACAAACUUCUCUGUCCCAAUGGGUAUAGUUGCGAGAAAGGCCAAUGCUUGAAUUUGUGCAAAAACGUGAGAUGUGGCCCUAAGGCUACCUGCCAAACGGGACGUUGUACUUGCUCUGCCGGCUACUCGGGAGAUCCAAACGAUCUGAGAAAAGGUUGCACCUUGCAAGGACAAUGCAGCAGCAAUUCGGAGUGUCUCGCUACUGAAAUCUGCUUCCAAUCAAGCAAAGAAACAAGAACGUGUUUGGACGCGUGCGGCAAGGUCCAAUGUGGCCCGAACGCUUUGUGUUUGGCCGAAAACCAUAGGUCAACCUGCAUAUGCGUGAACGGCUUUAACGGAGAUCCCAGUGACUUAUCAGUUGGCUGUCAAUUAGAGGAAAGGGUAAUACCGAGAGAGUGCGAAUUCGACACUGACUGUAAAUCCGGCACUAUCUGUUCCGUGGACAAAGAAGGCGUACAAAAGUGCAUAAGCCCGUGUGAAACGGUGGCCUGUGGACCGAACGAAGAGUGUCAACUCGACAACUCCGGACACGCGACGUGUGCUUGUGGAAAAGACCAUAUCUGGAACCCAGUGAAAUCAAUAUGCGAGAAACCAUCUGUGCCGGAUUGCGAAACCAAUGCUGACUGUAAUCCUUCACAAUCCUGUCACCCAGACGCUGUGGGCGUCCUGAAAUGCACAAACGUAUGUUCCCACUUUACAUGUCCAUCAAACUCUGUUUGUAUCGCCGAAUCGCAUGUCGGCCAAUGCCAGUGCCUCACCGGGUAUACAGGAAACCCGAAAGACCGAACCGGAUGCAAACUCGUAGCGCAAGAUAAGUGCAAAUCUGACGCACAAUGUUCUGAGCAAGAUAAUUGCAGGAAACACCACGAGCAAGGUAUACUCAUGUGCUUACCUGCCUGCGAACAAAUUAGUUGCGGGCCCAACGCCCUUUGCAUCGUCAACAACCACGUCGGUCAAUGCCAAUGCCCACCUGGAUCUUAUGUAGGCGAUCCGAACGAUCCGAAAUCGGGCUGCAAAGCAGUACCUUGUGUAUACAACAUUGAUUGUCCUUCGACACAACUGUGCAAUCGAUUAACGUACACCUGCGAGGACGUUUGCGAUGAAGAAUCUUGUGGCAACAACGCCGUUUGCAUAGCCGAAAAUCACAAAGCCGUUUGCCAAUGCCCGCCUGGCACCAAACCUAAUCCACUACCGGAAGUAGACUGCGUUUCAAUAAAUUCCUGCAAGCCGAAUCCGUGUCACAGCACCGCAAUAUGCAGACCGAGUCCUACCGGUUACACCUGCGUCUGCAAGCCUGGAACCGUGGGAGAUGCUUUCACUUCAGGAUGUAGACCAGAAGGAGAGUGUCCGAAAGGAGACGGAGAUUGUCCCCCGCAGUCCAUAUGCAAAUCGGGGAAAUGCGUUAAUCCUUGCGAGCAAGUUUCCUGCGGGCCCAAUUCCUUGUGUACGGUGACCAAUAGAACAGCCAUCUGCAUGUGCCCAGCGAAAUAUGUCCCAGCCAAAGAUGGCCUACAGAAUGGCUGCACGCGAAUCUACAACUCUUGUAGUCAUGACAACGAUUGUGCCAAUGAAGUGUGCGCUAAUGGACAAUGCCGAUCGGUAUGUCGUAACGACAAAGAUUGUGGUCAAGGAGAAAGUUGCUUAGAAAAAGUAUGUUCAAUACCUUGCAGAGAUCACAGCCAGUGUUGGGACGGGCAAGCUUGCGUGAAUGGUUCUUGCACGUUGGGCUGUCGCAGCAAUAAAAACUGCCCGGCUCAGCACGCUUGCGUUAACAACAAGUGCCAAGACCCGUGCCUUGAUGCAGAAUCGUGUGGUCCUAAUGCCGUCUGCUCUUGCAAGGACCACAAAACAAUCUGUCAAUGCCCUGAAGGUUUCAAUGGAAAUCCCACUCCACAACAGGGUUGCAUCAGGGUUCCCGUAUCAUGCCAGCAGAACCAGGAAUGCACUAGCGGGCACAUCUGUCGAGGGAACCAGUGCGGCUUUUCUUGUGAGAAUAACAGCGUUUGCGCAGUUGGCGAGAGAUGCUUCGAUAAUGUAUGCGCCAAAGUUUGUUAUAACGAUAACAACUGCCUACAAGGUGAUAUUUGCCUCAAGGGAGUCUGCCAGCCAGGCUGUGUUAGCGAUAAGGACUGUAGGCCUUCUCAGAUCUGUUCCAAGGGCCAGUGCAAAUGUACGGUAGGCUUCAUCAGAACUCCUCAAGGUUGCACGGAUAUUGACGAAUGUGAAAGGAAACCAUGUCACCCGACAGCCAUUUGCAAAAAUCAACCUGGUUCGUACACAUGUUUAUGCGGGGAAGGAAAAAUUGGCGAUCCUAUAGCAGAGCCAGGGUGCUCUUUGCCUGGACAAUGCCGUCGUGACAGUCAAUGCGACGACAAGUUUGUAUGCAAACAAGGAAAAUGUAGAGAUCCGUGCGAUGGAGCGCGAUGUGGUUCUAAUGCCGUUUGUUCCGUUUCUCACCACCAAAUGACUUGUUCCUGUCCCAGCGGUCACCUAGGAGAUCCAUACGAUACUAAUUUGGGAUGUUUCAAAGUUGAAUGUCUCAAGAACGAGGAAUGCCCAACCAGUCAGUUCUGCGAUGAACAUUCCAACAAAUGCAUGAAUCCAUGCAACGUGGUUAAUUGUGGCAAAGGUACCUGUUCCGUAGAAAAUCAUUACGCCGUUUGCACUUGCCUUCCUGGAUAUGCCCUUAUAGCUGACAAGUGCGUCGAUAUCGAUGAAUGCGCUGACUCCGAUCCAUGCCACGUGACUUCCACAUGUGUCAACACCGAUGGGGGGGUCACGUGUGUAUGUCCCGACGGCCUUGUAGGUGAUCCUAAUGGCACUGGAUGUCGCAAACCUGGAGACUGUUUCACCAACUCUGAUUGUCCCACAACAGCAGCUUGUGAGGGUAACAAGUGCAAAAAUCCUUGUGAUGACUCAAGUUCUUGUGGAAAGAAUGCCGAAUGCAUCCCAGUUAACCAUGCAGCGACUUGCAGAUGUCCUGCGCGGACAAAAGAGGAUACAAACCACGAUUGUAUAAAAAUAGAGUGUGUUAACAACGACGAUUGCGCACAAACUAAGACCUGCGUCAACUCCAAAUGCGAGAAUCCUUGCGAUUUACAAAACAUCUGCGGCGAAAAAGCCACUUGCACCCCUGUAAAUCACAUCGGCGUUUGCGUUUGUGAACCAGGGCUAACCGGUGAUCCCCAUUUGGGAUGCGUUCCCUUCCAGUAUUGCGCAAGCGACAACCAAUGCCCUCUAGGACUAGAAUGCUACAACGGCUUGUGCAUGUCCAUCUGCAAAACUUCCAGAGAAUGCUUCAGCGACCAACUUUGCAUCCAAGGAGUUUGCCAACCGACGUGCAAAACUAACACUUCUUGCCCUGAACAUCUUUUUUGUCAAAACAGCAUUUGCACGCAAGAAGUACGGUGCAGAUUAAAUACGGAGUGUGAUAACAAGGAAAAAUGCUUGGCGAAUAAUCUAGGAAGGGCUGACUGCGUGGAUGCUUGCGAGGGCGUCCUGUGCGGUAGAAACGCAGAGUGUUCUUCAGGGAAUCACAAGGCUUUCUGUCAUUGCAGACCCGGGUUCAAGGGCGAUCCAAACGACGACAAAUUCGGGUGUCAGCCGAUCGAGUGCGAAAAAAACGACCAGUGCUCCAACGACAAACUUUGUGAUCAGUACAUGUGCAAAAUCGCUUGCCUUGUGCACAAUCCAUGCGGAAAAAACGCUUUGUGCUCGGCGGAACGCCACAAGCAGACUUGCUACUGCCAACCGGGUUUCACCGGGGAUCCACACAUGGGUUGUCGGCUCAUCGACUUCUGCGCCGACGUGCCUUGCGGACCAGGAGCUUUAUGCCACAAUUCCCGGGGAUCCUUCAAAUGUCAAUGUCCGCGAGGGUCAGUAGGGGAUCCUUACAACGAGGGAUGCAAAACUCCUUUGGCUUGUACUAACGAUAAAGAUUGCCCGGUGGUAGCAAAAUGUGAACUGGUUAAAGGCCAGGCCAAAUGCAGGGACGUUUGCGAGAACAGAGUGUGCGGGCCUAAUUCUGAUUGCAUAGCGGUGGAUCACGUGGCUCAUUGCAGCUGUAGGAAUGGCUACCAGGGUGAUCCUAAUGAGGGGAAUGUCGGGUGCAGGCCGAAAUUGGUGAAUUGCAAGUCUACAGCGGAUUGUCCGUCGAAUACUUAUUGCUAUGGAGAUGUUUGUAGCCCCUUGUGUGAAUCGAAUGAAGAAUGCCAAGAGAAUGAACAGUGUGUGAAUAGGCAAUGCUCGAAUCCCUGUUCGCUGAGGACGUCAUGUGGCAUCAAUGCGGAAUGCAGGAUUGAGAAUCAUGUCAAGGCUUGCAGUUGUCCGGCUGGUUUCACUGGAAGUCAUGACGUAGAAUGUGUUCGAUUCCCUUGUUCUACAGAAACCGACUGCACCAACGGGAGUGUGUGCAAAAACAACAUGUGCCACCCUCAAUGCAAAACAGACAACGAAUGCGCCUACAACGAAAAAUGCCUGAAAGGCAACUGCCAACUCACCUGCCGCGUUGACAACGACUGCUUCCUGGGCCACAUAUGCGUGCAAAACCUCUGUCUGCACGGCUGCCACAACGACGACGAUUGCGCAGGCUCCGAGUCUUGCAGAAGCAACAGGUGCACCAACCCGUGCAGCCACAACCCGUGCGGGCCGAACGCGCAAUGUGCGGUGUCCAACCAUAGAGCGACCUGCUCAUGCGCAAAAGGCUUCGUGCCGAAUCCCUCGGCCAAAGUUGCUUGCGUCAGAGCUCCUGCACCACCCUGUAAACAGAACAGGGAGUGUCCUAGCGGGGAGAUUUGUAUCGGGGAGGUUUGCAGGAGCGUUUGCUCAUCGGACAAGGGUUGCUUGAGCAACGAGAGAUGUGAUUCUAGCUCUGGCGUGUGCAAACCUAUUUGCAGGAGGGACGAUGAUUGCAGAAGCGAUGAAAUAUGCGAGGGGUUGUCGUGUGUGAUUGGUUGUAGAGGAAAUUCCAAAUGUGCGGCAGAUGAAUCGUGCGUGAAUAAUAAAUGCGUGGAUUUGUGUUCUACUCCGACUGCUUGUGGAUCUAAUGCUAAUUGUUCGGUGGUUGAUCAUCAGAAGCAUUGCAGCUGCGCUGCUUCUCUGACUGGAGAUCCGUUGGAGAGCUGCAAAUAUCCUUCUAGGUCUUGCGAUAAUGACGGUGACUGUUCAAAGGAUCAAACCUGUUACGGAGGUGCCGCAACCAGAUGUAACUCGUUCUGUGAAUGCGACGAAAUCGGAUAUUGCACAAAAUCUUGCAAAAUCCAAUCGGACUGCGCGUGUGGCGAAACAUGCGCCGCAGGAAAAUGCCGCAACAAGUGCGCAUCGCAGUCGUCCUGCGCCCAAGGCCAAAUAUGCUCCCAAGGCGCAUGUCUUCCUGGUUGCAAGACAAACAGCGACUGCCCGAACGCCGAGGUUUGCAAAAACAAAAAGUGCGACAACCCUUGCAAAGUGCGAGGAGCUUGUGGCAAAAACGCCUUGUGCAGAGCUGCCGAUCACCGAAAAGUGUGCUUGUGUCCUGAUGGUUACCAAGGCAACCCAGCUCAAUCUUGCUCCCCAUUCGAGUGCACCAAAGACAACGAUUGCGAGUCGAACAAAAAGUGUGGAGAAGAUAGAGUGUGCAGGAACCCAUGCUUAGAAAAAGGAGUUUGCGGGGUUAAUGCUCAAUGCCGCGUGUUGGAUAGGAACCCCCUUUGCUCUUGCCCGAUAGGCUACAUAGGCAACGCCUUGGUGGAAUGCAAACAAGUUAACGAAGGAUGCUCGAAGAACCCUUGCGGUCCAAACGCGAAAUGUAAAGAACUAGACGGAAGCUCUGAGUGCACCUGUAACCCUGGAUGCAUAGGCGAUGCUCAGAGAGGCUGCGUUUGCGGUAUGGAAUCGGUCGAUUUGUGCAAAAAUAAACUUUGUGGUGCUGGAGCACUAUGUAAGGUCAUCGACAAUAAGCCCCAGUGCUAUUGCCCGGAAAAUAAAUCAUCAGGUGAUCCGACAAUCGAAUGUUCUUCAGAAAAGAGUUUGGCCGACUGUAGAACCGAAGGGUGUGGUAAAAACUCGGAAUGCAUUCGAGAACAGGCGUUUUUCGUCUGCCGGUGUUUACCAGGUUAUGCCGAAGAACCUGGCAAGGGUUGCAUCAGGGCCGCCGAAUGUAACACUGACUUGGAAUGUCCGCAAGAAAACGCAUGCAUCAACUUCCAAUGCAUAGAUCCGUGCACUCUGAGAGGAGCCUGCGGACUGAACGCCCUGUGUCGAACCGUCCUGCACAGACCGAGAUGUUCCUGUCCCGAUUGUCACACCGGUGUGGCUAGCACAGCCUGCCAUCCCGACGAGAAAUGCUUGUCCGUGCAGGGCAGACCCGCUAACACGACCCUGUGUAGAUCAAACACCGACUGCUCUGACGACUCGAGCUGCGAUAUCCCCACGGGAGAAUGCUACGACCCUUGCGCUAACCCGCAGUUCAAAUGCAGGGGUAAUAAAAAAUGCGAGGUCCACCGACACAAACCUACUUGCGUGUGCAAAAACGGUUUCGUGGUGAACGGCUACGGGGAAAUAAGUUGUGCAGCCGACCACACCGAAUGUUACCAGGACGAUCAGUGCCCUGAGAAUAAAGCGUGCUUGGAAGGGCUGUGUCAGAGUCCCUGCACGGUGCAUUUCACAUCCCCCUGCCCACCGGAAAAGGGCUGCGAUGUGGUGAACCACAAGCCGGUAUGCAUCUGUCUGAAAAACUGCUCGCCCUCGCUAUCGAUUUGUCUGAGGGACCAAGGUUGUCCCGUCGAUCAAACUUGUAGAGCGUUCCGGUGCGAGGAUCCCUGUGCCACAGCCAACUGUCCGGAGAACACGCCCUGUCACGUGGAAGACCACAGGGCCGUUUGCCAGUUCUGUCCGCCAGGGUUCGAAUCAGAUGCGAAGUAUGGAUGCGUCCAAGAUGUUUUAUGUCGCUCGCACUCAGAAUGCCAAGAACAACAGGCUUGCAUAAACAAGAAAUGCCAGAAUCCUUGCACCAUUUCGAAUCCAUGUACGCAAUCUCAAGACUGUCAAGUACAAGAUCAUCAGCCAGUAUGCGUAAAAGUUUGCCAAUGUCAACGCCACGAGGACUGUGGAAAUAACUCGAAUUACAAGUGUGACGGUUGCAAAUGCUUCGUUGAAGAAGCUAGAGUGCCACAAUGCCAGCAUUGUCCUCCUGGAGUACCCUGUGAUCCUGUAACAGGAGCUUGUUCCAAAGAUAUGGGUACAACACCUGAAACACUAACCGAAACACAAACUGUGACUCUUUCACAAAUAACAAAUGCUACCUCUACUACCACUCUAACAUUUACUGAACCUGGAAUUAGUGAGGAGACCGUUGCCCCAUACACAUCUGGAACUCCUGAGAAGAAAAUAAGUCUGGCCACAGAAACUAUCGGAUUUUUCACAUCAAACCCCAUAACUACCCAGGAACCAAUGGUUCCUUUCACUAGUGGAUUGAUAGCGUCAACGACUGAAGGGAAAUUAAAGGUCUAUCCAUUGACUACUACAACUGAGAAAUAUAUAACCGUUACUCCUCAAUAUUCGACAACGAACACAGCUGAAAUGAAUGAAAUUACAGUAACAACAUAUGCUUCGUCACAAACUACUACAGAACCAGAAAUUGUGAACGCUGAAAGUUCCCCUACGGUAACGUCAACAACUAUAAUCCCUUCCUAUUCAUCGACAGAUACACCUUCAACAGAAAACAUUCCAUCAACCUCAUUGAUAGAAGAACAAACAACCCUCGUUGGAGGAAAAUCGACAUUACCUGAUAUUAUAGGUCAAACCACGAUUGUUUCGCCAACUGAAACUCCAAGAACUACUAAUGCAUCAACGGGCACUACAGCAGAAUCAAGAACAGAAACAACUACGAAUGUAUUCGAUAAUUUCAUCAAUCAAACAACGACACCAGAAUCAUCCACAGUCAGAGAUAUAGAGACUUCUACUAAACUUAUAACAAUCUCGAAUUCAGUCACUACUCAUUCUCCAACUGAAACCAUGGCACAGUCUUCAACAACAACGACUCAACUGUCUGAAGUCACAACUACUCAAAAACUGUCUGUGUCUAGCUCCACUGGAACUACAACCAUAAUUUCAUCAUCUGAGAGUCAUUCGACUCCACCUCCAGGGAUGGAGUCGACGACAGAAAUAGAAAUAGUAACAGAUAACAAGUUACACACCACUACGAUAUAUACUGAACUAGAUGAAUCAAAAGUAACUGAAGAAAUAUCUUCGCCUGGAAUCGAACAAGAGCAGACCACCAAAUCUUCGACUGGAGUAGCAACUGACGUAACGGAGGAGUCAAGCAGGAAAACAACUGAGGAAUUACCCGAAAUGCAAUCCACAACACAAUCAGUAGCAACAAUAACAUCUGGCAUAGAAUUCACCUCACAACAUAAUACACAUAUGGAAACUUUAACAUUAAGGGAUAAUAUUCCACAAGAAACAACUACCGAGAGAUAUUCUGAAAAACCAGAAGCGUCCACUACUAGUACAACUACAUCUACUUCAUCAACUGACACCACUGGGAUACAUUCAAUUCCGCCUUCAUUGACAGAAACUCCUUCAACAUCAUCGCUAGAUGUAACAUCUGGAGAAGUUACAAUAGUAUCCUCAACAACAAGCUCUGUAGAAACGGAAAUUCCUGGCUCCACAUUAAAAACAGAAAUAGGAAAAAUGACGACUAGAACGGUUACAGAAACACCAACUAUGCUAGUAUCAAAUCAAGAAGGCACGACUACAAAUACACCAAAACUACAGAGCACUACUCCAGAAUCGACUACAGUUGAGAUGCAGACAACAAUAUCUCCAGUGACAAUUUCAGAACAUACCACUGCUGAAAUUUCUUCAGAAGAAAUGUCCACAUCAUCAACUAUAACUGAACCCACACUUAAGGAAAUUACUGAAGGUGUACCACCGGAAGGAAGUCAGUACACAAUGACACCACUUGAUAUGAAAACAGAAAUAGCGCAACAAAGUACUAUUUCAUCAAUAGUUCCUAAUUCUAUCCACGAUACCACAACGAAAAUUCCUGAAGUCAUUACUGUAUCAACACAAAAAUCGGAUGAGCACGCAUCCAAAAAAACUGUUCCCACUGAGAUGAGUUCAGUUAUAACAAGCUCAUCUUUUCUUCAAACAUCAACUUCACCAAAUCGAGUUGAGGCUAGGACCGAAAUGAUACAAGAAACGACAGCAUCCCAAACAGAAACAAUACUUUUGCAGACAGUUACUGGAAGUGAGACUCAUUCCAUGGAACAACCUCGUUCUACAACAGAAUCUGAACUCACAACUGAGAGUACGGUAACUGCUUUCCCAUCUGAAAAGACAAACACUCUGUUCAAGGAAACAACAGUGGACAUAGUAUUGAAAACUACGCAGAAACCUACAACAACUUCAUUCAGUGGAGUCAAUGUUAGCGAAACUGUUAUUGAAGGAACCACAACAGAUGCAGUAAUCAGUGAAUUCACAACUCUUGGCACUCGAGGAACAGAAAAAUCAACUUUAGGAAGUACUAGUGCUUCAAGUACUACAGAUACCAGAACUGAAUCAUUAUAUACAGAUAACAGUACCGAACUCACUACUGAAAAUGUUGGAGAAUCAUCUACGAUGAUUGGAAAGAACAGAGAAACUACACCAGUUGAAAUGAAAACAACAACUGUUAGUAACGAAGUAACUCUGAUUACUACGAAGCCAACAGAACCCACCACUUUGUUGAAUACAACUUUGAGUGAAGAGGCAAUAACAGUGAAAUCGGAAACUACACCUUAUAGCACAUAUCAUACUUCCCAAAUUCCUGUUGAAAUUACUACUGGUACCCCGAUUCAUGAGGGAACUGUGAUGUCAGAAUCACCAUCGGCCUCUGUAACAGAGCUAGUAACAACUACUGAAGCAGAAAAAAAUAUAUAUACAACGCCAAGAGCUAGUGUGACUGAUAGUACAACUCCACAAAAAGCAACAGCUUUCACUGCCAAAACUGAUAUGGAAACCUCUGUUGAAUCGAAGAUGACUCCACAUUCAUUGAUAACUACAGAAACUGGAAUUGAAGAGGCGUCAACAGAAACUGCAGACGUCGAAAAAUCAACUUCUUCACCAACGAGUAAGGCCACGAGUUCAGGAGAAUGGAUUACACAGAGCUCUUUUAAAACAACUAUCAAUCAGCUCACUACUCUUAUUCCAGAAACAACAGCAAUUGUCACUGACACGUUCACUCAAAGCUCCGUUGGGAGUACUCUCAAAGAGACAAUUUCUACUCCAGGUACUGCCAGUACGUUAUUUCAAUCAGAAUCGCCUUCGAGAUUAACUACAGUACCUACUCUGAUUACGGAACAAUCAACCACUAUCACUCCAGAAACAUCAUCUCCGUUGUCACAAUCGGUAAUACCUGGGAGAUCAACGACACAAUCAACUCUUACCACACAUGUAGUUGAAGAGGUUACAACAACAACAACCAGUUAUUCUGAAACCCCUAAUUAUUCACCUACAGAAGCUACAACAUUUGCAAACGAAGAGUUGACACACAGCUCUACUGCGAGCACUCUUAAAGAGACCUUUGCUACUACAGGAACUUCUACUACAUCAUCUCAAUCAGAAACUUCUACAAGAUUAACUACAGUAUCUUAUCCGAGUUCAAAUGAAAUGGAUUUCGAUAAAACUACUUUUAUGCCUACCGAAAUGACAACAACCAUUUCCAAUGAGAUAAUCACACAAAGAUCUGGAGGAACUACUGUUAGUGAGUCAACCACUAUUACUCCAGAAACAUCAUCUCUGUUGGCACACUCGGAAAAACCUGGAACAUUAUCUACGUUUCCAACUCUACCAACACAUGGAGCUGAAGAGAUUUCAACAACAACCACUCAAUCUGAAAAACCUUCUCAUAUACCAACAGAGACGACAACAUUCGCGAGUGAGAGGUCCACACAAAGUUCUAGUGGAAGCACUCUCGAAGAUACUAUUGCCAGUCAGUCAGGAACGUCUACAAAAUCACAUGAAAUGUCAACGCCUACUACAAAUGAAAUAAGAGAGGUUUCAACAGUGAGUACCAUUCAUCCUGAACGAAGUUCGUUUGUGCCUACAGAAACGGAAACCGAAAAUGACAUGAUUACGCAGAGCUAUGGUAUAACCACUAUUGGUGAGACAAUCAGCUCCAUGUCAGAAACAUCUACUCGGUUACCUGGUUCGGAGACUUCAACAAAAGUUACUACCAAAUCCAUUGAUGAGAUAUUCACACAAACCUUUGGUGGAACUACUAUCACUGAACCAAAUACUAUCACCCCAGAAACAUCUUCUUCGUUACCAGAAUCGGAAACAUCUGAGAGAUCGACAAUUAUUCUUGAGAGAACUACGUUUAUAUCAACAGAAAUGGCCCCAAUUGCGAAUGAAACUUCUACACAAAGCUAUGUUGUAACCAUUUCUGGUGAGCCAAUCACCUUUCCUACUUCAUCAUCUCAAACCGAAAAUUCUUCAAAUCCAACAACCACAAAUCCAACAAGUUCUAGAGUAACUACUCUUGGAGAACCUAGUACAUCAGCAAUUGCCCAGCCUGAAACAUCCACAAUAUCAACUAUAUCAUCUGUUCCAACUACAGAAGUAAUUGGAGAAGUAUCAACAAACUCUGGAGGAACAACUAUUGAAGAACAAACCACCGUUACUUCUACUUCAACUUUAGUGUCUCAAUCGGAGAUUUCUUCAAAAUCAUCUACAAUACCAACACAAAGUUAUGUUGAAACCACUCCUAGUGAAGGGAUUUCGACAACUUUGGUUUCUUCAGAUGAAGUGACAGUGGAAUACACUACACAACGUAGUUCAGAAAGCAGUGAGAUUACGUCUGAAAGUAUUUUAUCAACUGAAUCUAUGGUCUCAUAUCCCAACACGAUGAGCACUGGUGAAUCUGGAUCGAGCCCAGUAACUAAACCAGGUAUGGAAAUCACCAAAGGUGAAGGAACUUCUAUAGUAUAUACUUCCUUCACCACUGAAGAAUCACUUAGUACGAAAUCAUCAGAAGUUACUGAAUUAUUCGAAGGAAGACACAGAGUUACUACCGACAUACCUCAAGUACCAACUGAACCUGUAACUCAGUCACAUGAGUUUAGCACUAUUAUGAGUUCAGAGCAUCCUCUAAUAACAGUGACUAAUUUCACCGUAUCUAGAUCUAGCCCAGUUACUGAACCAAGUCUGGAAAUCACCGAAGCUGAAGGAACUACUGUAGCAUAUAAUUCCAUAACCACUGAAAAAUCACUUAGUACGAAAUCAUCAGAAGUUACUGAAUUAUUCGAAGGGAGACACAGAAUUACUACCGACCUACCUCAAGUACCAACUGAACCUGUAACUCAGUCACAUGAGUUCAGCACUAUUAUGAGUUCAGAGCAUCCUCUAAUAACAGUGACUAAUUUCACCGUAUCUAGAUCUAGCCCAGUUACUGAACCAAGUAUUCGAAUCACCGAAGCUGAAGGAACUACUGUAGCAUAUAAUUCCAUAACCACUGAAAAAUCACUCAGCACGAAAUCAUCAGAGGUUAGUGAAUUAUACGAAGGAAGACACAGAGUUACUACCGAAAUAACUGAAGAAUCAACUGAACCGGUAACUCAUUCACAUGAGUUGAGCACUGUCAUGAGUUCCGAGCAUCCUCUAAUAAUAGUGAAAAAUGUCACCAAUGAAGUUGGAUCACAGUGUAACUCUAACAGGGAUUGUUCUGGUAUAGAGGUGUGUAUAGCGAAACUUUGCAUCGAGGUUUGUGCAAUAGGAGAACCACCUAGUCAAAGGGCACCUAAACCUUGCAAGUCUGAUAUGGACUGUCUCGAGAGCGAGGCAUGUUACAUGUCGCUGUGCCAAGACCCUUGCGAAUUUACGAACGCCUGUGCAAAAUCUGCUAGAUGUCAAGCGAAGAUGCACAGGCCAAUUUGUACUUGUCCAACUGGAUACGAAGGAAACCCUGCAACUAACUGCUUCAAAUCUCCCACAACGAGUUGCACGAGGAACGAAGACUGCUCCAUCACAGAAGCUUGCAUUGACAGUGCCUGUCAGGAACCUUGCGGCAAGAGAAAUCCAUGUGCACAACAUGCCAUCUGUAUAAAUACGAAUCACGGAUCCGAUUGUCUCUGUGAAGAAGGUUUCCAAGGCAACGGCUAUGUAGGAUGUGUGCCAGUGAUAGACUAUAAACCGAUAUGUCAAUACAACGAAGAUUGUCCACCGAACAAACUAUGCGAUAGACUCAACAGGAUUUGUAUCAAUCCUUGCUUCGAAGAUUCUUGCGGAGAGAAUGCUGAAUGCUUACCGAAAGAUCACGGUAUAGAAUGCCGUUGUUUGAACGGUUUCCACGGAAAUCCAUAUACCGAAUGUUUGGGUAUACAGGGUUGUAGAUCGGACGAAGAAUGUGACUCGAACGAGGCUUGUAUAAACGGCCAAUGCGCUUCACCUUGCAGAUGUGGCAUGAACGCUAUCUGUGACGUUAUUUACCACGUCGCCAAUUGCAAAUGCCCUCCUGGUUAUAUUGGAAACGCACUCGUAGGGUGUCAGCCACCUUCAAACCCUUGCGACCCGAACCCAUGUGGACUCAACGCUCUCUGCGAACUCGAUAACGGCAAUCCGAUCUGCUUCUGUCCUAAGGGCCUCACAGGAAAUCCAUUCAAAAAUUGCAUUCCAGAAGGUGAUGAGUGUUCUCCGAAUCCUUGUGGUCCAAACUCGGGCUGUCGAGUAGUAGGCGGUGACGCUGUUUGUUUCUGUCUACCAGAGUUCGAAGGAACACCACCCCAAACACCCUGUGCCUUACCAUCGAACCCAUGUGAUCCAUCCCCUUGUGGUCCCAACACCCAAUGCACGAUCCUUUCCAACGGUUUCGCCAAAUGCACCUGCUUACCCGGUUUCCUAGAAAGUCCCAACACCAUCCGUGGUUGUGUAGAGACGAAAAACCCUUGCGAACCGAACCCUUGCGGUCACGGUGCUCGCUGUGAUCCUCUAAGCGAACCAGUAUGCUUCUGUCCUACAGGAACUAUCGGAAAUCCUUUCAAGACUUGCAACGAGCCUCAAGUAACGGCUUUAUGUACUCCUGGACCUUGCGGGGUGAACUCAGACUGCUAUGUAUCCAACAAUCAAGAGCAGUGUUAUUGCAAGCCGGGAUUCAUCGGCAAUCCGUAUUCGGGCUGUCGAUUGGAACCGACAUCGCCGUGUCUUCCCAAUCCUUGUGGACCUGGUGCUCACUGCAUUGUGACACCUGAAGGACAUUCCAUGUGUCGCUGUCCAGAAGGUAUGGGUGGAGAUCCUACCGGACCUGCUGGUUGCCACGGUUACGAAUGUGUGGUGGAUGGCAACUGUCAGCUGCACGAAGCUUGCAUAGGAUACAGGUGCAAAGACCCUUGUCCAGGAUCUUGCGGGGUAAACGCGAACUGCAGAGUUGAACAACAUCAUCCGGUAUGCACGUGCGAUGCUGGAUGCACAGGGAAUCCCGAUAUCCGUUGUUACCCGGUGCCAGAACCUCUACCGGUAGAUAAUUCUUGUAUGCCAAGCCCUUGCGGGUUCAACACGCUUUGCCAAGUUGUUUCUGGCAGAGCUGUUUGUUCCUGCUUGCCAGAUUUCCAAGGCGACCCUCAGUUUGGUUGUCGUCCGGAAUGUGUACUCAACUCGGACUGUCCAAUAAGUAAGGCUUGUCUGAACAGGCAUUGCGUUGACCCUUGUGGCAUUGCGAACUUGUGUGGCGUUCACGCUACCUGUCAGGUCAGGGAUCAUACUGCUACCUGUCUAUGCCCUCCAGGUUAUAUAGGCGAUCCUUUCUCCCAAUGUAUCUUCACUCCACCGGUUACUAUUCCAACUUAUCCCAACACCACCGUUCAGCCAUGUCUUCCUUCACCGUGUGGAUCGAUGGAAUGUAAUAUUUAUGGUACUCAAGUAGCUAUUUGUGAUCCGUGCUUGGGACCAGAAGCUGCCUACAAUCCUAAGUGCAGACCAGAAUGUUUGACCAAUGCCGAUUGUCCAUUCAAUAGAGCUUGUUUGGGCUUGUCUUGCGUCGAUCCUUGUCCUGGAUCAUGCGGGGUAAACGCCAUUUGUACUGUAGUACAACACACACCUGUUUGUAGCUGUCCCCAAGGGCUUUUUGGUGAUCCUUUCCAACACUGCUCAGUACCUUUAAAACCAGAACCACAUAUCGAAACCUGCGAGAGUAUCAGCUGCGGAGCCAAUGCUGACUGUAAACAACUGACGAAUGCUCUAGCUUGUGUGUGCAAGCCAGGUUUCUUCGGGAACCCGUGGAUUUCUUGUCGUCCAGAAUGUGUAGUGAAUCCAGAUUGUCCGCUAAAGCAAGCGUGUAUAAACAACAAGUGCAUAGAUCCUUGUGGGGGUGUUUGUGGUAAUGGUGCCCAUUGCGAUGUGACUAAUCACAUUCCGAUUUGCUAUUGCCCACCAGACUCUACAGGCAACCCGUUCGUUUCCUGUUACGGUUACAAACCAACAGUGGAAGUUACACCAAGCUUGCACCCAUGCGAUCCCUCGCCUUGUGGUCCGUUCAGUAGGUGUAUGAUUUCGCAACAAGGUUUCGCUACUUGUUCUUGUCUUCCGAAUUAUCAAGGCGCUCCACCCGCUUGCAAACCUGAAUGCAUCGUCAGCUCGGAAUGCUCGCAAAUGAAGGCGUGUGUCAACCAAAAAUGUGUGGAUCCGUGUGUCGGGUCUUGUGGAGCCAAUGCCAUCUGCACCGUCAUCAAUCACAAUCCGAUUUGUAGCUGUACGCCGGGACAACAAGGUGAUCCCUUCGUCAAUUGUUACACUCCACCUGUAACGGAGAAACCGAAAGAUGCUGAAAACCCUUGUGUACCAAGCCCGUGUGGACCAAACUCGAUAUGCCAGGUCAAAGAAAACAGACCGGUUUGUUCCUGUCAAGUCAACUACAUCGGCAGUCCACCAUAUUGCAGACCGGAGUGUACGAUAAACCCUGAGUGCCCGAGAGAUAAGGCUUGCAUCAAAGAAAAAUGUGUCGAUCCUUGUUUCGAGUUAUGCGGCCGAAAUGCCAAGUGCAACAUCGUCAAUCACAAUCCGUUCUGCAGCUGCUUGCCUGGUUAUGAAGGCGAUGCCUUUAUAGGCUGUUCGAGGAUACCCAUCGUGGUUGAACCUCGGGAUCCGUGCAAUCCAUCACCUUGCGCGGAAAAUUCGCAGUGUUCGGUGAAUGCAGGGGUAGCUAGAUGUACCUGCAUCCCGCCUUACAUCGGAAAUCCUUACGUCAGCGGUUGCAGGCCUGAAUGUACGAUGAAUUCUGACUGUGCCAGUCAUUUGGCUUGUUUGUCACAAUACUGCAGAGAUCCUUGUCAGGGUUUGUGCGGGAUCAAUGCCGAAUGUACGGUUGUCAACCACGUACCAGUUUGUACUUGCGGUAGGGGAUUGACAGGAGAUCCAUUCACCGCUUGCAGAGAACGAUUGCCUCAACCACCAACGAAUCCAUGUGAACCCAGUCCUUGCGGACCUAACAGCGUCUGUCGAAUGAGGAACGAUCAAGCGAUCUGUUCCUGCCAAGUAGGGUACUUUGGCACUCCGCCAUCUUGUAGGCCAGAAUGUUUAGUUUCUUCGGAAUGCAGCUCGGAUAAGGCGUGUAUCAAUCAAAAGUGUCAGGAUCCUUGUCCUGGAACUUGCGGUAUCGCUGCCAGAUGUCAAGUCAACAAUCACAAUCCCAUAUGCAGUUGCCCGGCUAACUUCGUAGGAGAUCCUUUCAUUCAGUGUACGAAAAUGGUGAAACCGGAAAGACCAACAACCCCGUGUAUACCAUCCCCAUGCGGAGCGAAUGCGGAGUGCCGCACGGUAGACAACAGAGCCGUAUGCUCGUGCCUACCAGAUAUGUUCGGGGCACCUCCGAACUGUCGACCCGAGUGCCUCAUCGACCAGGAUUGCCCCUUGAAUCUAGCUUGCAGCGGCAACAAGUGCAAGGAUCCCUGUAAAGGGGUGUGCGGGUUCAACACCCAAUGUCGAGCUGUCAACCACAGAUCGAUUUGCAACUGUCUUUCUGGUUUCGAAGGUGAUCCGUUUUCAGGAUGCAGUCCGAUACCAGUAGUCGUAGAAGAACCGCGAAACCCUUGUAACCCAUCUCCUUGUGGGUCCAACGCGCGAUGCACCGAAAGAAAUGGCGCUGGUGCUUGUACAUGUUUGACCGGAUAUUUUGGCGAUCCAUAUUCGGGUUGUAGACCAGAAUGUUUGACGAACACCGAUUGUUCGCACGACAAAGCUUGCACGAACAUGAAGUGCAGUGAUCCGUGUCCAGGCAGUUGCGGAUUGAACGCUGAAUGUUCGGUCGCCAACCACAAUCCCAUAUGCUAUUGCCCGGAAGGUUUCACAGGAAACGCUCUGUCACUUUGCAGGAAAUUCGAACCUAGUAAGACCAACAACACCUCGAGAGUCAUUCGUUGCAUAAAUGCACCUCCAAACUGCAGACCAGAAUGCGUUGUCAACUCUGAAUGCCCACUCGAUAAAGCCUGUCAGAAUCAGAAAUGCAUUGAUCCGUGCCCUGGAACCUGUGGCUUCAACGCAUUGUGCAAAGUUAUAGUACAUAGCCCCAUUUGUAGCUGUCCACAAUCAUUCGUGGGUGAUCCGUUCACCACUUGCUUCAAGGAAGAAAAACGCCCAGAUAUCGAACUGCCUAAAAAUCCUUGUUUACCAUCACCUUGUGGAUUGUAUGCGGAAUGCCGAGUUCUAGAGAACAGACCAGUUUGCUCUUGCCUAGAAAACUAUUAUGGCCAACCACCGAAUUGCAGACCAGAAUGCACAGUUAAUUCUCAGUGUCCUUCAUCUCUGGCUUGUAUAAAUCAGAAAUGCCAGGAUCCUUGCCGUGGAUCCUGCGGAUCGAAUUCUGAGUGUAGCACCAUCAAUCAUUCCCCAGUUUGUUUCUGUGCUCCUGGCUAUACGGGAGAUCCAUUCUCUGGUUGCUACGAAUAUCAACCUGCAAUCGAAGAACCUGCUCAUCCAUGUAAUCCUUCUCCUUGUGGAGCAAAUGCGAUUUGUAGAGAACUCAACGGUGCUGGAUCAUGUACAUGUUUACCAGAGUAUUUUGGAGAUCCUUACUCAGGUUGCAGACCAGAAUGUGUUGUCAAUUCUGACUGUCCUCGCGAAAAAGCUUGCGUGAAUAACAAAUGUGGAGAUCCUUGUAUUGGUACUUGCGGACUGAACGCCAACUGUCACGUGAAUAAUCACAUACCGACUUGUACCUGUAUACCAAGCUAUACAGGAGAUCCUCUAAGGUCCUGCUAUUACAUAUCGGAAAAACCUCCUGUGAUAGAAGAACCCAGUGAUCCUUGUAUACCGUCACCUUGUGGUCAGUUCAGUCAGUGCAGGACAGUGAAUGAUCAUGCGGUGUGCUCUUGUUUACCAAACUAUAUAGGGUCACCUCCCAUGUGUAGACCCGAAUGCUUAGUUAGCACUGAUUGUGCUCAAGAUAGAGCAUGUAUAAACCAAAAAUGUAAAGACCCAUGUCCAGGAACAUGUGGACUGAAUGCCAGAUGUCAUAUAACUAAUCACAAUCCAAUAUGUAGUUGUCCACCUGGACAAACAGGAGAUCCUUUUAUACGAUGUAUUCAAGAACAAAGGCGCCCCAUAGUUGAACCAAGCGGUAAUCCAUGCAUACCUUCACCUUGUGGUUCCAAUUCUCAAUGCAGAGCUAUUGGCACACAAGCAGCAUGUUCUUGUCUACCGAAUUUCAUCGGAAGGGCUCCAAACUGUCGCCCAGAAUGUACCAUAAACGCAGAGUGCUCGGGAAAUUUGGCUUGCAUCAAUGAGAGAUGUAAAGAUCCCUGUCCAGGAUCAUGCGGUUCAAGUACUACUUGCAUCGUCAUCAAACACUCACCCAACUGUCAAUGUCAAAGUGGAUUCACUGGAGAUCCUUUCUCCGGUUGUUCUCCUAUUCCAAUUCUACCGAUAGAAGAGCCUAUGCCAUGCAAUCCUUCUCCCUGUGGGGCGAACGCCGUUUGUAAAGAACUAAACGGGGCUGGCUCUUGUACUUGCAUAUCGGACUAUUUUGGCGACCCCUAUACGGGAUGCAGACCAGAAUGCGUGAUCAACACAGACUGCCCGAGAGACAGAUCUUGUUUAAACAAUAAAUGUAGGGAUCCUUGUCCUGGAACUUGCGGGAUCAACGCCGAAUGCAGAGUUUCCAACCACGCACCCUCUUGCUUCUGUUUCGAAGGAUAUACCGGCAAUCCAGCCACUUCGUGCCAUUUACCACCACCCAUUGAGGAAAGACCUAGGUCAGAACCUUGCCGACCUUCACCUUGCGGGCCCUACAGUCAAUGUAGAGUUGUAAAUGGCCACGCUGUUUGUUCUUGCCAAGCGAAUUAUGUCGGGUCCCCGCCAAUGUGCAAACCAGAAUGCAUGAUCAGUGCCGAUUGCUCCUUAGACCAAGCGUGCAUCAACACCAAAUGCCAGGACCCUUGCCCAGGAACUUGUGGCCUAAAUGCAAGGUGUCAGGUGCUCAAUCACAACCCGAUAUGCAGUUGUCCACUGAACUUUGUAGGGGAUCCGUUCGUGAGGUGUUUGAAGGAAGAAAAAACUCCGGUGGUAGCUCCUCCGGAAGACCCUUGUAGGCCUAACCCUUGUGGGUCAAAUUCUCAGUGCAGAGUCAUCGGUAACACUCCGGCAUGUUCUUGUCUACCCAACUAUGUGGGUAGAGCACCCAAUUGCAGACCAGAAUGUUUGAUAAAUGCUGAAUGCCCGAGUAAUUUAGCUUGCCAAAGAGAAAAAUGCACGGAUCCUUGUCCAGGAUCAUGCGGGGCUAAUACAGAGUGUAUAGUUAUCACACAUAGGCCGGUGUGUUCUUGUAGAACAGGAUUCACUGGGGAUCCGUUCGGAGGUUGUAGUGUGAUACCAAUUAUCCAACCGACUGAAGCGCCUCCAACUCCAUGUGACCCCUCACCCUGUGGAGCCAACUCUAUAUGCAAAGAAAGGAACGGAGUAGGUUCAUGUACAUGUUUGCCUUCUUAUCUCGGAGAUCCUUACACUGGUUGUAGACCAGAAUGUGUCACUAAUUCAGAUUGUCCGAGAGAACUGUCUUGCGUCAACAACAAAUGCAAAGAUCCCUGCACUGGCACUUGUGGACUGAACGCCGAAUGUCACGUGAUCAAUCAUGCACCAUCCUGCUCUUGCUUGCCAGGAUACACGGGAAAUCCCAUUACAUCUUGCCGACUACCUCCUCCACCUAUUGAGGAGCCUGCCAAUCCAUGUGUACCUUCUCCUUGCGGGCCUUAUAGUAAUUGUAGAGAGAUAAACGGACAUGCUGUGUGUUCUUGCCAAUCGAAUUAUAUCGGCACACCACCUACAUGCAAGCCAGAGUGCAUGGUAAGCUCUGAGUGUCAACAGAAUAGAGCAUGUAUCAAUAAUAAAUGUCAGGAUCCUUGUCCUGGAACGUGUGGAAUAAAUGCGAGAUGCCAAGUUGUCAACCACAAUCCGAUUUGUAGUUGUUCCGCGAAUUACGUCGGAGAUCCUUUCGUUAGAUGCAUAUUAGAAGAGAAAAAAGCUGUUACUGAACCUAGUGGUAACCCUUGUAUUCCUUCACCUUGUGGACCGAAUUCUCAAUGUAGAGUGAUAGGUGUUCAAGCUGCAUGUACUUGUAUACCGAAUUAUUUAGGUAGAGCACCAAAUUGUAGACCAGAAUGCAUGAUAAACGAAGACUGUUCUGGAAAUCUAGCAUGCCAAAAUGAACGAUGCAUAGAUCCUUGUCCUGGAUCUUGUGGCUCAUUCACCACUUGUACAGUAAUCAAGCAUGCUCCUGUAUGUCAAUGCACCAGUGACUAUACUGGUGAUCCAUUCACCGGAUGCUCUUUCAUACCACCUACUCCUGUUACUGAAAGUCCUCGGAACCCUUGCAAUCCAUCACCUUGCGGUUCCAACGCCGUUUGUAAGGAAAGAAACGGUGCUGGGUCUUGCGCAUGUUUGCCGGAAUAUUUCGGAGACCCAUACACCGGUUGUAGACCGGAAUGUGUAACGAAUACAGACUGCGAUCGCAGCAGAGCAUGCACUAAUAACAAAUGUGUCGAUCCAUGUCCAGGCACUUGCGGUCUGAAUGCCGAAUGUAGAGUUAUCAAUCAUGUUCCUUCGUGUACUUGCAUCAUAGGAUACUCUGGUGAUCCUACUAGAGCAUGCAAUUUAAUUGAACCUGUUGUAGAAGAACCACAGAAUCCUUGUCAACCUUCACCAUGUGGACCAUACAGUCAAUGUCGUGAAAUCAAUAAUCAUGCUGUUUGCUCGUGUAAUGUCGGUUACAUAGGUUCACCUCCUAUGUGUAGACCUGAAUGUAUAGUGAGCUCGGAAUGCUCUCAAGAUAAAGCAUGUGUAUCACAAAAAUGUACUGAUCCAUGUCCUGGUACAUGCGGUAUAAAUGCGCAAUGCAGAGUAGUCAAUCACAAUCCUAUUUGCAGCUGCUCACCAGGAUAUACAGGAGAACCUUUCACUCGCUGCUCUAAAAUCGAACUACCUUCACCUUCUAAAGAUAUUGGGAACCCAUGCGUACCAUCGCCGUGUGGGGCUAACUCCCAAUGUAGAGUUAUUGGUACCCAACCUGCAUGUUCUUGCUUGCCCAAUUUCAUAGGUCGUCCACCCAACUGUAGACCAGAAUGUAUUAAUGACUCGGAAUGUCCUAAUAACCUGGCAUGUAAAAAUGAGAAAUGUAGAGAUCCGUGUCAAGGAUCGUGUGGUAACAAUGCUCAAUGCACUGUGGUUAAUCACCAUCCAACUUGCUCGUGUCUUCCUGGAUAUAACGGAGAUCCGUUCAGUUCUUGUUCUUUAACGCCACUGAUCACAGAACGUACACCUCCAUCGACGCCAUGUUUUCCAUCACCUUGUGGUCCCAACGCAGAAUGCCGCGAGAAAAACGGAGCCGGAGCCUGCAUCUGUCCAUCCGGGUACCAAGGUGACCCCUAUGACAGCAACCGUGGUUGCCAUCGAGAAUGUGAAAUCAACGAUGACUGCUCCUUCAACUUGGCUUGCGUUUCCUAUAAAUGCAUCGAUCCCUGCCCUGGCACCUGCGGAGCCUUGGCAGAGUGUCACGUGACUAAACACGCGCCGACUUGCUCGUGCCCAGCUGGCUUGACCGGCGAUCCGUUCUUCCAGUGCAAGGAAAUUCCGAUAGAGCGACCGAGAAUCCCUGAAAAUCCUUGUCAACCUUCUCCAUGUGGACCGAACAGUCAAUGCAAACAAGUGAACAAUCAAGCGGUGUGCUCUUGUCUGCCUAGUUAUAUGGGCAGCCCGCCUAAUUGUAGGCCGGAGUGUGUUGUUAGCUCAGAAUGCAGCGCUGACAGGGCCUGCAUCAAUCAGAGAUGCAGCGAUCCUUGUCCAAAUACUUGCGGACUAGGAGCCCAAUGCACGACCAAGAAUCAUAACCCGAUAUGUGCCUGUCCACCAGGCUACACAGGCGAUCCAUUCUUGAGAUGUUCUCCACAACCUAUCAUUGAAGAACCGACACCAACGGAACGACCACCGUCUUGCCAACCUUCACCAUGUGGUCCGAAUUCGCAAUGCAAGAUCAUCGGGAACACACCGUCUUGCUCUUGUUCACCAAACUUCAUAGGAUCUCCGCCAAACUGCAGGCCAGAGUGUGUCCUCAACACAGACUGCAACAAUCAACUCGCUUGCAUCAACCAGAAAUGCACUGAUCCUUGUCCAGGCUCAUGCGGAAUAAACGCCUUGUGUCACAUCAUCAACCAUCUACCGAUAUGCACAUGCUUAGGUGGAUACACCGGUGAUCCAUUCACCCAAUGCAACCUGGUUCUGGCAAUAGUCACCCAACGUCCUAUAGACCCUUGCAACCCUUCACCGUGCGGGCCAAACGCACAGUGCGAUAAUGGAGUUUGUUCGUGUCUUCCCGAGUACCUUGGCAACCCUUACGAAUCCUGCAGACCAGAAUGCGUCCUCAGCACGGAAUGUUCCAGAGACAAAGCUUGCAUCAGGAAUAAAUGCAAGGAUCCUUGUCCAGGAACUUGCGGACAAAAUGCUCGCUGUGACGUCAUCAACCACAUACCAACCUGUUCCUGUCCGGACGGCUUCACCGGAGAUCCUUUCACUAGCUGUAGGGUAGCAGAACAACCUCCUAGGACACCACAAGAUCCUUGCAACCCUAGCCCCUGUGGCCCGAACAGCCAGUGUAGAAACGUCAAUAACCAGGCAGUGUGCUCUUGUAUAGUGGGCUAUCAAGGCAGCCCGCCAUCGUGUAGACCAGAGUGUCUUUCCGGGUCGGAAUGCGCCCAGAACCGCGCAUGCGUCAACCAAAAGUGCAUCGACCCUUGCCCUGGUUCUUGCGGCAUCAAUGCCCGUUGCGAGGUGAGGAACCACAGCCCGAUUUGCAGCUGCCAGGAGGGCCAAACCGGAGAUCCGUUCCAGAGUUGCCGUGAAGUGCCGAAAGAAGCGCCACCACCGAUCCCGAAAAACCCUUGCCAGCCUUCACCGUGUGGUCCGAACUCCGUGUGUCGCAUAGCAGGAGAGUCUCCUUCGUGUAGCUGUCAGGAAAAUUACAUCGGAAGUCCGCCGAACUGUAGACCAGAGUGCGUUAUCAGCCCGGAUUGUUCCAGCACCGAGGCUUGCAUCAACAACAAAUGCAGGGAUCCUUGUCCGGGCAGUUGUGGUGUGAAUGCCGAGUGUAGGGUGAUCACCCACACGGUUUCUUGCUACUGUUCCACCGGUUUCUCAGGAAAUCCUUUUGUACAGUGCGUCCCGCAGAGAGAAGAGCCUGUGAAUCCUUGCGAACCUUCGCCUUGCGGCGCUAAUGCCGAAUGUAAACAGAGAAAUGGAGCUGGUUCAUGUGUUUGUGUUCAGGACUACCAAGGAAAUCCGUACGAGGGUUGCAGGCCGGAAUUUCCUACGGAGCCUACAGUAGUGGAUCCUUGCAGCCCCAGUCCUUGCGGUCGGUACAGCCAGUGCAGAAACGUUAAUGACCAACCAGUUUGUUCCUGUUUACCCGAGUACAUCGGUUCUCCUCCCAAUUGCAAACCAGAAUGCAUUGUUAGUUCGGAGUGUCCGCAAAAUCGUGCUUGCCACAAGUUCAAGUGUGCCAACCCUUGUGCUGGCACAUGCGGGGUAGCAGCUAGAUGCGAAGUGAUAAAUCACAACCCGAUAUGCAGUUGCACAUCUGGGCUGACAGGAGAUCCUUUCGUGAGAUGCUACGAAUUACCGCCAAUUCCACCACCGACUUCAAGACCAUCGCAGAAUCCUUGUAUUCCAUCCCCUUGCGGACCAAAUUCGGAAUGUAGGGUUACAGGAGACCAGCCUUCUUGCUCUUGUCGAACAAACUACAUGGGUUCACCGCCGAAUUGUAGACCUGAGUGCGUUGUCAACACCGAUUGCCCGUCGAAUUUAGCUUGCAUCACGGAAAAGUGCAGGGAUCCUUGUCCUGGCUCGUGUGGCUUCAACGCCGACUGCAGGAUACAGAACCACAUCCCGAUUUGCACUUGCUCCCCUGGCUAUUCCGGGGAUGCUUUCACCGAAUGUACCAGGAUACCGCCGCCUAAGGAAAACUUGCCCGUCGAUCCUUGUAACCCGUCACCUUGCGGGUCCAACGCCCAGUGCAACAACGGAGCUUGCUCUUGUUUGCCAUUGUAUCUGGGAGAUCCUUAUGUUGGUUGUAGACCUGAGUGUACUAUGAACACGGAUUGUUCUCCUAGGAAGUCGUGUAAUAAUUUGAAGUGUGUUGAUCCGUGUCCGGGUACUUGCGGUCAAGGGGCUGUUUGCGAUGUGGCCAAUCACAUUCCUUCGUGCAGCUGUCCAGCUGGACAGGAAGGAGAUCCGUUCACGAUUUGCAGACCGAUUAGAAGGAAUGACACCCCUCAAAAUCCAUGUCAACCAUCCCCUUGCGGAGCAAACAGCCUUUGCAGAGUGAACAAUGGCGUCGCGGUUUGCUCCUGCCAGCCAACUAUGAUCGGCACUCCGCCAUCUUGCCGACCAGAAUGUCUGGUCAGCGCAGAGUGUCCUCUCACGCAUGCAUGUUUGAAUAAGAAGUGCGUGGAUCCGUGUCCAGGAACCUGCGGUUUGAAUACCAGGUGCCAGGUCAUCAACCACAACCCGAUUUGCAGCUGCACGCCAGGAAAUACCGGGGAUCCUUUCGUUAGGUGUUAUCCACUACCAAAAGCCGUAUAUCAAGGACCAGAAAACACCAACCCUUGCCAACCAUCCCCCUGCGGAACGAAUGCCCUUUGCAAAGAAAGAAACGGCGCUGGUUCGUGCGUUUGUCUCCCGGAUUACACUGGGAACCCUUACGAAAGCUGUCGCCCAGAGUGUGUCCAAAACGCGGACUGUCCAUCCAUCAAAGCGUGCAUGAGAAGCAAAUGCGUAGAUCCUUGUCCUGGCACUUGUGGCACUAACGCCAUCUGCCGAGUCAUAAACCAUUCUCCUUCCUGCAGUUGUCUGCCUGGAUACACCGGUGAUCCUUUCAGAUACUGCGACAUAGUUAUCCAAGAAAGUAAGGAACAAAUGAACAACAACACCUUGGCCAUGAAUAAUGAAGUGUUCAUUCCCUAUUUAGCCCAGCGGAAUGUAAGUAACGCACAACCUUGUGAGCCAUCUCCAUGUGGACCAAACAGCCAAUGCAGAGAAACAAAUGGCCAUGCUGUUUGUUCCUGCUUACCCACUUAUAUUGGUAGUCCUCCAGGUUGUAAGCCAGAAUGCAUUGUGAGUUCAGAAUGUGCUGCAAAUAGAGCGUGUAUUAAUCAAAAAUGUGUCGACCCUUGUCCCGGCACGUGUGGCCUCAACACCAAGUGCCAAGUGAUAAAUCACAGCCCAAUUUGUAGUUGCCACAAUCAAUACACUGGAGACCCAUUCACAAGAUGUUAUCCUAUGCCUCCUCCAUCAUUUAUACCCGAAGUAGAACCAAUCAGACAACCUUGUAAUCCAUCACCUUGCGGCCAGAACGCUGAAUGUAGGGAUAUAGGUGGAUCACCCUCGUGUUCUUGUCUACCUGAGUAUAUCGGAAGUCCUCCGAACUGUAGACCAGAGUGCACUAUCAAUCAGGACUGCCCGAGCAACUUGGCUUGUAUCCGAAAAAAAUGUGUGGAUCCAUGUCCUGGUUCUUGUGGUCUUAGCGCCAUUUGUAACGUAUUCAACCAUAACUCUGUUUGCGUAUGCCCCGUAGAUUUUACAGGUGAUCCCUUCACGCACUGUCAUCCAAAACCCCAAGAAGUUGAACCGGUUGUAAUUGGAGAUAAAUGCAACCCGUCUCCAUGCGGACCAAAUGCUCUUUGUAGGGACGGUAUAUGCUCGUGUCUUCCUCUGUAUCGAGGAGAUCCUUACAGGGGUUGUAGGCCCGAAUGCGUUCUGAAUAACGAUUGUCCGAGAGAUAAAGCUUGCAUCAGGAAUAAAUGCGCCGACCCGUGUCCUGGAACGUGUGCAAACACUGCAAUUUGUGAAGUUAUCAACCAUAUACCCAUGUGCAGCUGUCAAGCAGGUUUGACCGGAAAUGCAUUCGUUGCAUGCAGACUCAUAGAAAGUACGUAUGAUCUCAUCAAAGUCGAAGACUGUCUCUCAAUGAUAAUGAUUUCAGAUCCUCCUAAUCGAAACCCCUGUAAUCCAACACCAUGUGGGCCAAAUAGUCAAUGCAGAGAAAUUAACGGUCAAGCUGUUUGUUCUUGUGUACUUGGUUACAUAGGAAGUCCUCCGACGUGUAGACCAGAGUGUAUAACGAGCUCUGAGUGUUCGUUAGUACACGCCUGCGUUAACCAAAAAUGCGUGGACCCUUGCCCUGGUUCGUGUGGCCUGCAGGCCAGAUGCCAGGUUGUAAAUCACAGUCCCAUUUGUACUUGCCCAGAUAACCUCAUCGGGGAUCCUUUCACCAGAUGCCUAGCAAAACCUAUCGUUGAGCCAGUUACGGAAUUCGUAGAUCCAUGUCGACCGAGUCCUUGCGGGCCUAAUUCGGAAUGCAGAGUAACCGGUGAAUCUCCUUCUUGUUCUUGUCUCCCGGAAUUUACCGGUUCGCCUCCGAAUUGUCGUCCAGAAUGCGUUGUCAACAGUGAAUGUUCCUUCGAUUUGGCUUGCAUGAAUAAAAAGUGCCAGAAUCCUUGUGCUGGAGCCUGUGGAGCGAACGCCGAAUGCAGGGUAGUCAGCCAUACUCCCAAUUGCGUUUGCCAGAGCGGUUACCAAGGUGAUCCUUUCACUCAGUGCAACCUGAUACAACACCAAGAAGUCCAAGUUUAUGUUAAUCCGUGUGUUCCUUCCCCUUGUGGAGCGAAUGCAGUGUGCAAAGAAAGAAACGGUGCUGGCUCUUGUAUCUGUUUACCGGAGUAUAUCGGCAAUCCUUACGAGGGUUGUCGCCCGGAGUGUGUUCUGAAUUCAGAUUGCCCUUCGAACAGAGCUUGCAUCAGGAAUAAAUGUAACGACCCUUGUCCCGGUACAUGUGGCCUGAACACCAACUGCCAGGUUAUAAACCAUUUGCCAGCUUGUACUUGCUUGGCAGGAUAUAACGGAGAUCCGUUCCAGUACUGCAGGUUGAUAGAAAAUGAACCUAUAAAAAUUGCCUCUACGAAUCCAUGUCAACCAUCACCUUGUGGGGCGAACAGCCAAUGCCGUGAGAUCAAUAGCCAAGCUGUUUGCUCUUGUUUGCCUGAAUACACUGGAAGUCCUCCGAAUUGUAGGCCUGAGUGCACGUUCAGCUCGGAAUGUAUCAGAACAAAAGCUUGUAUCAAUCAAAAGUGUGAAGAUCCUUGUCCAGGAACAUGCGGGUUGAAUACGCAUUGCCAGGUUAUCAAUCACAGCCCUAUCUGCAGUUGUAAAAUCGGUUUCACAGGUGAUCCGUUCACCAGAUGUUUCCCAACUCCUGUGCCAGUUUAUGAACAAGUUGAAGAGAUAACUGAUCCAUGUGUUCCAUCGCCUUGUGGACCUAACAGUAUUUGUAGAAAUACUGGUGGUUUCCCAUCCUGUUCUUGCUCGCCUGAAUACAUCGGGAGUCCACCUAAUUGUAGACCCGAAUGCUCUAUAAAUUCCGAAUGUCUCAGUAGUUUGGCUUGCAUCCGACAGAAAUGCAUAGACCCUUGUCCUGGAUCAUGUGGCUCAGGUGCCAUAUGCAACGUCAUCUCCCAUACUCCUAUUUGCACAUGCCCAGAAGGCUUCACCGGAGAUCCUUUCAGCUAUUGCACAAUGAAGCCUCAGGAAAUCGAGCCAGUCAAGUCUAGUCCUUGCAAUCCCAAUCCUUGUGGAGCUAAUGCUGAUUGCGAUGAAGGAAUUUGCAGGUGUUUGCCUGAAUAUUUCGGUGAUCCCUACAGAGAAUGCAGGCCUGAAUGUGUUCUGAAUGGGGAUUGUUCCAAAGAUAAGGCUUGUAUUCGGAAUAAGUGUGUGGACCCAUGUAUAGGAACGUGUGGAACGAAUGCCCUGUGUUCUACUAUAAAUCAUAUUCCGAUGUGCACAUGCAUUGAGGGUUAUAUAGGGAAUGCUUUCGUUAUGUGCAAUCCCAUACCAGUUGAAGAACCGAUUAGUGUACAAACAAGCAAUCCUUGUCAGUCUAACCCUUGUGGACCAAAUGCCGAAUGUAGGGUUAUAAGAGACUCGCCAUCUUGUUCUUGUUUGCCAGAACAUAAAGGAGCCCCACCCAAUUGUAGGCCAGAGUGUGUCAGUAACACCGAAUGCUCUACUCACUUAGCGUGCAUAAAUAGAAAAUGCAGAGAUCCUUGCCCAGGAAUUUGUGGAUUGAACGCUGAAUGCAGAGUAGUCAGCCACACUCCAAAUUGCGUUUGCUUACAAGGAUAUUUUGGCGAUCCGUUCUCACAAUGUAGAGUCCAGGAGCAACCUCUUGCAGAAUAUAUCAAUCCUUGUCAGCCCUCACCAUGCGGGGUGAAUGCCAUAUGUAAAGAGAGAAACGGAGCUGGGUCUUGUAUCUGCUUACCAGAGUAUAUCGGAAAUCCUUAUGAAGGCUGCAGACCGGAAUGCUCACGCAAUACUGAUUGCCCCUCCAAUAGAGCUUGCAUCAGGAAUAAAUGUCAAGACCCUUGUCCAGGUACUUGCCCAGCGAACGCUGAAUGUCAAGUUAUGGACCAUCUUCCUACUUGUUCGUGCAAUCCUGGUUACACAGGGGAUCCUUUCAGAUAUUGUAGCCCACACAUCGAGAAGCCUAUCGAAUACGAGAAACUUAGGAACCCAUGUCAGCCGUCACCUUGUGGACCAAACAGUCAAUGUAGAGUGAUAAACGAGCAAGCAGUUUGUUCGUGUUUGCCAAGUUACGUUAGUAGUCCGCCAAAUUGUAGACCAGAAUGCGUAGUCAGUUCAGAAUGUGCUAAUGAUAGAGCUUGUGUAGAUCAAAAAUGCGUGGACCCAUGUCCUGGAACCUGUGGAGUGAAAUCCGAUUGCCAAGUCAUCAAACAUAGCCCCAUAUGUACCUGUAGAUCUGGCUACACUGGAGAUCCUUUCACUCUAUGCUUCCCUACUCCUCUUCCGUUGCCAGAAGCAGACGAAGCAGUUGAGACCAAUCCUUGUGUACCAUCUCCAUGUGGUCCAAAUUCGGAAUGUAGGAUUGUAGGUACACAGCCAGCAUGUACUUGUUUGCAUAAUUUCAUGGGCAGUCCACCGAACUGCAAACCUGAGUGUACUAUCAAUUCGGAAUGCCAGAGUAGUUUGUCUUGCUUCAACCAGAAAUGUAUAGAUCCUUGUCCAGGUUCUUGUGGGCAAAGUGCUGUGUGCGUUGUCUUCAACCAUAAUCCAACAUGUUCUUGCCCGGAAGGUUAUACAGGGGAUCCUUUCACCUACUGUAAUCCUAAACCGCCGAAAGUAGAGGAACCCCAAAUAAUAGAUCCUUGCAAUCCAUCACCUUGUGGUCCAAAUACUAAUUGCCGAGACGGUACAUGUACUUGUUUGUCGGAAUAUAGAGGUGAUCCAUACACCGGCUGUCAACCUGAAUGCAUACAGAAUCAUGAUUGCCCAAGAGAUAAAACUUGCAUCAGAAACAAGUGCAAGGACCCUUGUCCUGGUACCUGUGGACAGAAUGCCGAGUGCAGAGUCAUAAAUCAUAUUCCGAUGUGUUCUUGUCUUGCGGGUUAUACCGGCAAUGCUUUCCUCAUUUGUUCUCCAGUGACAGUUGAAGUCAAGAGAAAUCCUUGCAACCCAUCGCCUUGUGGUCAGAACAGUCAAUGUAGGGAAAUCAACAGCCAAGCAGUGUGUUCUUGUGUGCCUGGAUUUAUCGGUAGUCCUCCCACUUGUAGACCAGAAUGUACAACGAGUCAGGAAUGCUUAUUGAGUCAGGCUUGCGUCAAUCAAAAAUGUAUAGAUCCGUGCCCGGGAACUUGUGGCAUCAACGCGAAGUGUCAAGUGGUCAAUCACAACCCUAUCUGUUCUUGUCUACCAAGAUUUUCUGGAGAUCCUUUCAUUAGAUGUUUGGAAAUACAAGAAGAACCAAUCGUUCAAUUGAAUCCUUGCCAACCUUCACCUUGUGGCCCUAAUUCACAAUGCAAAGCCAUAGGAGACUCUCCUUCGUGUUCCUGUCUCCCGGAAUUCAGAGGCUCUCCGCCUAACUGUAUGCCUGAAUGUACCAGUAAUAGCGAUUGUUCGAAUCAUUUGACCUGCAUGAACCAAAAAUGCAAAGACCCUUGUCCAGGGAUCUGUGGAGAAAAUGCUGAAUGCAGAGUGAUCAGUCACACUCCCAAUUGCAUCUGCUUGUUCGACUACAUAGGUGAUCCGUUCAGCAGAUGUACUCAGAAGCCAAAAGAAACCGUCCAAGAAGUAUUGUCGCCAUGCUCUCCAUCCCCAUGUGGAUCCAAUGCAAGAUGUAAUGAGCAAAAUGGCGCUGGUUCUUGCGUCUGUUUCCCAGAUUACGUAGGAAAUCCGUAUGAGGGAUGUAGGCCAGAAUGCGUACUCAGUUCUGAUUGUCCGUACAAUAAAGCCUGCAUAAGAAAUAAAUGUCAGGAUCCUUGUCCAGGCACUUGCGGAGGAAACGCAGAUUGCCAAGUCGUCAACCAUCUACCGCUUUGCUCUUGUAGGCCUGGAUAUACCGGCGAUCCAUUCAGAUACUGCAAUCUGCUUCCUCAAGAACCUGUCAAGUUUGAAUCUCCAACGAAUCCGUGUCAACCUAACCCGUGUGGUCCUAACAGCCAAUGUCGUGAAAUAAAUAGUCAAGCGGUAUGCUCUUGCUUGCCUGAAUAUGUUGGGACUCCACCUAGCUGUAGACCAGAAUGCACAGUUAGUGCGGAAUGUGCCCAAAACAAAGCUUGCGUCAACCAAAAAUGUACCGAUCCUUGUCCUGGAACUUGUGGUCUCAAUACGAAAUGCCAAGUUAUAAACCACAGUCCGAUUUGUAGCUGCAAUCCUGGUCACACAGGCGAUCCCUUCACUAGAUGUUACCCAGUACCUCCUCCCCAGUUUGAAGAAAUUCCGACUGUUAUAAGCAAUCCUUGUUUCCCUACACCAUGUGGACCUAACAGUCAGUGUAGGGACAUUGGAGGUUCACCCUCAUGCUCGUGCUUACCAGAUUACACAGGAAACCCACCGAACUGUAGGCCUGAAUGUUCCAUCAAUUCAGAAUGUCCAAGCAACUUGGCUUGUAUCAGGGGGAGAUGUAAAGAUCCUUGUCCUGGUUCUUGCGGAGCGAAUGCCAUUUGUAACGUAAUAAACCAUCUACCGACUUGUACUUGUCCGGAACUGCAUACUGGCAAUCCGUUCGAGUAUUGUACACCGAAACCACAAGAAGUCGAACCUAUCAAAACAGAUCCUUGCAAUCCAUCUCCUUGUGGAGCAAACACUCAGUGCGAUAACGGAUUAUGCAUAUGUUUAUCGGAAUUCAAUGGAGAUCCUUACAGUGGCUGUAGGCCAGAAUGUGUUUUGAACAAUGACUGUCCGAGGGACAAAGCUUGCUUGAGAAACAAAUGCAAAAACCCUUGUCCAGGAACGUGUGGCCAAAACGCCGAAUGCAACGUAGUCAAUCAUAUUCCGAUGUGCUCCUGUUUGGCAGGUUACAGUGGCAAUGCCUUCGUUAUGUGUAAUAGAAUCGAGCGUCCUCAACCUACGAACCCAUGUUCUCCUUCGCCUUGUGGACCAAACAGUCAGUGCAGAGAAAUAAACGGACAAGCUGUAUGCUCUUGCGUACCAGGAUUCAUUGGUAGUCCACCGACUUGUAGACCGGAAUGUGUCACCAGCUCAGAAUGUUCUCUCAGCGAAGCCUGUAUCAAUCAGAAAUGCGUGAAUCCUUGCAUCGGAAGUUGUGGAAUAAGUGCCCAUUGUCAAGUAGUCAACCACAACCCUAUAUGCUCUUGCCAGAUCAGGUUUACCGGAGAUCCUUUCACUCGGUGUUUCCCAAUGAGGGAAGAAGAGCCAGUUGUUACACCAUCAAACCCAUGUAGACCUUCUCCUUGUGGACCGAAUUCUGAAUGCCGAGAAACCAAUGGUUCUCCAUCAUGUUCCUGCCUUCCAGAGUUCACUGGCCAUCCACCGAACUGCAAACCUGAAUGUGUUAGCAACAGCGAAUGCCCGAAUCAAUUGGCAUGCAUCAACCAGAAAUGCAAAGAUCCUUGUCCCGGAGUGUGUGGUCACAACGCACAAUGUCACGUAGUCAGUCACACCCCGAAUUGCGUUUGUUUGUCUGGAUUUGUUGGUGAUCCGUUUAGUCACUGCAGUUUGCCACUGCCUAUAAGAGAUGAGAUAACAUCCCCUUGUUCACCAUCCCCAUGCGGGGCUAACGCCUUGUGUAGAGAACAAAAUGGUGCCGGUGCUUGUGUCUGUUUACCAGACUAUUUAGGAAAUCCUUACGAAGGCUGCAGACCAGAAUGUACUUUGAAUACCGACUGUCCAUCGAACAAAGCUUGUUUGAGUAACAAGUGCGGUGAUCCUUGUCCUGGAGUAUGCGGACCUAACGCUCACUGUCAAGUGAUCAAUCAUGUGCCAGCUUGUACUUGUAAUGGGGGAUACACUGGUGAUCCAUUUAGAUACUGCAACACCAUUCCUGAACGUAAGACCAUUGUUUUCAUUAAAAUGGACCCUUUGAUAAAUUCUGAAAAUAUUUCAGCCAUUUCAGAAGAACCAACUAAUCCAUGCCAACCAUCUCCGUGUGGGCCGAAUAGCCAGUGUCGUGAGGUGAACGAUCAAGCCGUUUGUUCUUGUUUACCGAAUUAUACGGGUAGUCCACCUGGAUGUAGACCGGAAUGCGUUGUCAGUGCUGAAUGUCCGGCGAAUAAAGCUUGUACGAACCAGAAGUGUGUCGACCCAUGUAAAGAUAGUUGCGGUAUCAACGCCAACUGUCGAGUUAUCAAUCACAAUCCGAUAUGCUCUUGUCGAUCUGGUUACACGGGAAAUCCAUUCACGAUUUGCAAUCUCAUACCACCAGCACCAGUUGUUUAUGACGAACCGGUAGUUGUGAAUCCCUGUGAACCUUCUCCUUGUGGACCUAAUAGCCAAUGUCGAGAUAUCAACGGAUCACCUUCAUGUGCUUGCUUGACGAAUUUCAUUGGAAACCCACCUAACUGCAGACCUGAAUGCACUAUCAACUCGGAGUGUAAAAGUAACAUGGCUUGCAUAAGAGAAAAAUGUCAAAAUCCAUGUGUCGGAGCUUGUUCUCCUAGUAGCCAUUGUAGCGUUAUCAAUCAUACACCGAUUUGUACUUGUCCAGAUGGCUAUACCGGAGAUCCUUUUAGUAAUUGUUAUCCGAAACCAGCACCACCACCUCCAGUUAGAGAUGAUCCAUGCAAUCCAUCUCCGUGUGGUUCGAACGCACAGUGUCAGAAUGGAAUAUGUUCUUGUUUGCCUCUCUAUCAGGGUGAUCCUUAUAUAGGGUGUAGACCUGAGUGCGUUCUGAAUGAUGAUUGUCCCAGAACUAAAGCAUGCAGUAGGAAUAAAUGCGUAGAUCCUUGCUCAGAUACUUGUGGUCGCAAUGCUCAAUGCAUAGUGUUCAAUCACAUUCCCAUGUGUUCAUGUCCACCUGGGUAUACUGGUAAUGCAUUCGUUCAGUGCUCAGAAGUAGAAGUGGCCAUUAUUCGAAAUCCAUGUAGUCCGUCACCUUGUGGACCCAACAGUCAAUGUAAAGAAGUUAAUAGCCAGGCAGUUUGCUCGUGCCUUAUUGGUUACAUAGGAAGUCCACCUACUUGCAGACCAGAAUGUAUUUCUAGUUCGGAAUGUCCUCUGAACGAGGCUUGCACCAACCAAAAGUGCAUAGAUCCAUGUCCAGGAACAUGUGGACUGAGAGCCAAAUGCCAAACCAUCAACCAUAAUCCCAUUUGUUCUUGUCCAGCUAGGUAUACUGGUGAUCCCUUCUUGCGUUGCACCCUUAUUGUUCAAGCAGUUGUAGAAGAGCCGAUCAAUCCAUGUCAACCAUCUCCAUGUGGACCGAAUUCUCAAUGCAAAGAAAUCAACAAUUCACCUUCUUGUUCAUGUCUACCCGAAUUCAUCGGGUCUCCACCGAAUUGCAGACCAGAAUGUAUCAGUAAUAGUGAAUGCGCCUCACAUUUGGCUUGCAUCAAUAAGAAAUGCAUUGAUCCUUGCCCUGGAACUUGUGGAUUGAAUGCCGAAUGUAGAGUGAUCAGCCAUACGCCAAUAUGCCAUUGUGCAGGAGGCUAUACCGGUGAUCCAUUCCUCAUAUGUAAUUUGAUACAAGCCACACCCAUCGAGAAUAUAUCUCCUUGUACACCUUCACCGUGUGGUGCUAAUGCACAAUGUAGAAUUCAACAGAAAGCCGGAGCGUGUGUAUGUUUACCGGAAUACAUCGGAAACCCUUACGAAGGUUGCAGGCCAGAAUGUACCUUGAACUCAGACUGUACAUCGAAUAGAGCUUGCGUUAGAAACAGAUGUAUCGAUCCUUGUCCAGGCACUUGCGCUCCCAAUGCAAAUUGUCACGUGAUCAACCACCUUCCAUCUUGUAACUGUUUACCUGGCUAUACUGGCGAUCCGUUCCGCUACUGUAACGUAUGGACUCAAGAACCACUAAAAGAUGAGACUCCUAGAGAUCCAUGUACACCUACACCCUGUGGUCCCAACAGUCAAUGUCGCGAAAUAAACGGACAAGCAGUUUGCUCAUGCUUACCUGAAUAUAGUGGCAGUCCUCCGAAUUGUAGGCCAGAAUGUACGGUUAGCUCGGAAUGUACUCAGAACAAGGCUUGCUCAAAUCAGAAAUGUAUAGAUCCUUGUAUCGGUACCUGCGGUCUGAAUACCAACUGUCAGGUCAUCAAUCAUAGCCCGAUUUGCAGCUGUCAAUCCAGAUACAGCGGGGAUCCUUUCAGCAGAUGCUCACCUAUACCACCGCCAAGACCAGUUCAACCCAUAGAGACUAUAAGAGAUCCUUGCGUACCGACUCCAUGUGGUCCCAAUUCUCAUUGCACCAACCUCGGCGGUUCUCAUGUUUGUUCUUGCUUGGUGAAUUAUAUCGGAAGCCCGCCAAAUUGUAGACCAGAAUGCACUAUCAACUCUGAGUGUCCCAGCAACUUGGCUUGUAUUAGAGAGCGGUGUCGAGAUCCGUGUCCAGGUUCUUGUGGAUCUCUAGCCGUUUGCAACGUCAUCACUCAUAUUCCUGUAUGUAAUUGUCCCGAAGGAUAUACUGGAGAUCCUUUUAGCUACUGUCAACUCAAGCCACCAUCAUUGCCCGAGCCAGCGGAAUCUGAUCCUUGCAAUCCUUCACCUUGUGGAUCCAACGCUUUAUGCGAGCAAGGCGUAUGUUCCUGUUUGCCAGAGUACCAUGGAGAUCCUUACAGGGGUUGUAGACCCGAGUGCGUUUUGAACAACGAUUGCCCGAGACAAGAAGCCUGUAUUAGGAAUAAAUGCGUCAACCCAUGCCCAGGAACCUGCGGCCAAUAUGCCGAGUGCUCGGUCUUCAAUCAUAUCCCGAUGUGUGUUUGUCUACCUGGUUAUAUCGGCAACGCUUUCAUAUCCUGCAAUCGCAUUCCACCGUCCUCUCCACCAAAUCCGUGUUCUCCAUCACCCUGUGGACCGAACAGUCAUUGCAGAGAGACGAAUGGGCAAGCCGUUUGUGCUUGCAUCACGGGAUUCAUAGGAAGUCCGCCUACGUGUAGGCCAGAAUGCGUCACCAACUCAGAGUGCUCUUUGAACCAGGCAUGUGUAAAUCAAAAGUGCAUAGACCCUUGUUUGGGCACCUGCGGCUUAGGCACCAACUGUCAAGUCGUGAAUCAUAAUCCCAUAUGCAGCUGUCCCACAAGAUUCACUGGAGAUCCGUUCACGAGAUGUUAUCCAAUUCCUUUGGAAGAACCAGUUAUUGUGGAUCCGUGUAACCCGUCCCCAUGUGGACCAAACGCAGAGUGCAGAGAAAUCAACGGUUCCCCAUCCUGUUCUUGUUUAGCCAAUUUCAUCGGUUCUCCUCCAAUGUGCAGGCCAGAAUGCAUCAGUAACAGUGAAUGUUCAAAUCAUUUGGCGUGCAUAAACCAAAAAUGUAAAGAUCCUUGUCCAGGCAUUUGUGGGCAAAACGCCGAGUGCAGUGUGGUUAGCCACACACCAAACUGUAUUUGCACUUCGAAUUACGUAGGAAAUCCAUUCAUCGAGUGCCAUCCACCACCAACACCUCCAGUUCAAGAUAUCAUUACUCCUUGUUCUCCGUCUCCAUGUGGAUCUAACGCUCAAUGCAAAGAACAAAAUAACGCGGGAUCUUGUACUUGUUUGCCUGAUUUCAUUGGAAACCCGUACGAAAGCUGCCGACCUGAGUGCACUUUGAACUCAGAUUGUCCAUCGAAUAAGGCUUGCAUCAGGAACAAAUGCAUGGAUCCUUGUCCUGGCACUUGCGGUCAAAAUUCUGAUUGUCGCGUGAUUAACCAUCUACCGGCAUGUACUUGUAUUCCAGGAUACACAGGCGAUCCGUUCAGAUACUGUUACUUACAACCCCAAGAACCCAUCAGAGAUGAAAUCCCAAAGAAUCCUUGUCAUCCAUCACCUUGCGGACCGAACAGCCAGUGUAGGGAAGUCAACAACCAAGCUGUAUGUUCUUGUUUACCGAAUUACAGUGGUAAUCCACCUGGUUGUAGACCAGAUUGUACGGUCAGCGCGGAAUGUGCUCAAAAUCUAGCUUGCGUGAGUCAAAAAUGUAUCGAUCCUUGCCCAGGAACUUGUGGAAUCAAUACCGUUUGUCGAGUAAUCAAUCACAGUCCAAUUUGUAUCUGUAAAUCCGAAUUUACUGGUGAUCCAUUUUCAAGAUGUUACCCAGUACCACCACUACCACAAAUCACUUCUGAAGAACCAUACAGAAACCCUUGUAUUCCCUCGCCAUGUGGGCCUAACAGUGAAUGUAGGGAAAUAGGAAAAAAUCCAUCGUGUUCGUGUUUAUCAAGUUACGUGGGCAGUCCUCCUAAUUGUAGACCAGAAUGUACAAUCAAUUCGGAAUGUCCCAGUAACUUUGCUUGUAUCAGAGAAAAAUGCCGGGAUCCCUGUCCCGGCUCUUGUGGAAUUUCUGCAAUUUGUAAUGUUAUCAAUCACACACCGAUUUGUUCUUGUCUCGAGGGAUAUACCGGUGAUCCGUUUACCUCCUGCCAUCCAAAACCACCCCCAAUAUUAGAACCAAUCGAAACUGACCCAUGUAAUCCAUCUCCUUGCGGACCAAAUACACAAUGCCAUAACGGUAUUUGCACAUGUUUACCGGAAUACCAAGGUGAUGCUUAUAGAGGAUGUAGACCAGAGUGUGUUCUCAAUAACGAUUGUCCAAGAAACAAAGCUUGUGCUAGGAAUAAGUGCAUAGAUCCAUGUCCAGGUACCUGUGGACAAAAUGCUGAAUGUUCCGUCAUAAAUCAUGUAGCGAUAUGUAACUGUAUACCAGGAUACCAAGGAAACGCUUUUGUCAUUUGUUCAAAGUUACCAGUUUCUGUGAUAACAAACCCGUGUUUUCCCUCACCUUGCGGUCCCAACAGCCAAUGCAGACAAAUUAACAGCCAAGCCGUGUGCUCUUGCGUACCAGGCUACAUGGGCAGUCCGCCAUCUUGUAGACCUGAGUGCAUCACCAGUUCGGAAUGUUCUUUGAACAGAGCAUGCGUGAAUCAGAAAUGUAUCGAUCCUUGUCCCGGAACCUGCGGUUUCGAAGCUCUCUGCCAAGUCGUCAACCACAACCCUAUUUGUAGCUGCCCACCUAGGUUAACUGGUGAUCCAUUCGUCAGAUGUUUGCAAAUACUAAACGAACCGGUGAUUGUUACUGAUCCGUGCAAACCGUCUCCAUGCGGUCCUUAUACGGAAUGUAAAGUAUCGGGAGAUCAACCAUCUUGCUCCUGCUUGAUUGAUUACAUCGGUCAACCGCCAAAUUGUAGACCGGAAUGUGUUAGUAACAGCGAAUGCGCUAACCACCUUGCGUGCAUUAACCAAAAAUGCAAAGACCCUUGUCCUGGUACUUGCGGUCAAAACGCGGAAUGUCGAACCAUUAGUCAUACCCCUAACUGUGUCUGUCUACCAGGAUACGUAGGUGAUCCAUUUUCGCGAUGUUCAAUACCACCAUCCCCGAUCCCAGAAAUCAUUUCACCUUGUACCCCGUCUCCAUGUGGACCUAAUGCUGUAUGUAAAGAACAAAAUAAUGCGGGAUCUUGCACAUGUCUACCCGAAUAUAUCGGUAAUCCUUAUGAAGGAUGUAGACCAGAAUGUGUGCUCAAUUCAGAUUGUCCCUCCAACAAGGCGUGUGUUAGGAACAAAUGUCAGGAUCCUUGUCCAGGAACUUGUGGACAAAAUGCCAAUUGCCUAGUGGUGAAUCAUGUGCCGUCUUGUACCUGUAUAUCUGGAUACACUGGGGAUCCUUACACCUAUUGUAACCUCCGACCGGAAAUAUAUCAAGAUGAAACCCCCAAAAAUCCAUGCCAACCCUCGCCUUGCGGGCCGAACAGUCAAUGCAAAGAGGUGAACACCCAAGCGGUAUGUUCUUGUUCGCCAAAUCACAUAGGCAGUCCACCAAAUUGUAGACCUGAGUGUGUCGUGAGCUCAGAAUGUGCGAUGAGUAAGGCUUGCAUAAAUCAGAGAUGUAGCGACCCUUGUCCAGGCUCCUGUGGGGUAAAUUCAAAAUGCGAAGUGAUAAACCACAGUCCGAUUUGUACUUGUGCGAUAGGCCAAACUGGCGAUCCGUUCACUAGGUGCUAUCCAAUUCCACCACCUCCAAUUGAACCCAUCGUUGAUAGAGACCCAUGCGUACCAUCUCCUUGCGGUCCGAAUUCUCAAUGCAGGAAUAUAGGCGGUACACCAUCAUGCUCUUGUUUACCCGAAUACAUUGGACAACCACCUAAUUGUCGACCUGAAUGUACCAUCAACUCGGAAUGCUCCAGCAGUACGGCUUGUAUACGGCAAAAAUGCGUGGAUCCUUGUCCAGGAUCUUGCGGAAUCGGAGCUGUUUGUAGUGUAAUAAACCAUACUCCGAUAUGUUCUUGUCCCGAACAGUACACAGGAGAUCCUUUCUCCUACUGCAAUUUGAAACCGCAAGAAGCAGAACCGGUUGAAACAGACCCAUGCAACCCCACUCCUUGUGGUUCAAACGCCCAGUGCGACAAUGGAGUUUGCAGCUGCUUCCCAGAAUAUCAAGGAGAUCCUUACCGUGGUUGCCGGCCUGAAUGUGUCCUCAGCACUGAUUGUCCCAGGGACAAAGCGUGUACCGGCAACAAAUGCCGAGAUCCUUGUCCAGGAACUUGUGGUCGAAACGCAGAGUGCACAGUUAUCAACCACAUACCUAUGUGUAACUGUAUCAGAGGAUACGUAGGAAAUGCUUUUGUUAUGUGUAAGCCUGAAGCGAUAGAUGUUCCAAAGAAUCCGUGCAACCCAUCGCCAUGUGGUCCAAACAGUCAGUGCAGAGAAAUCAAUAGGCAAACGGUGUGUUCUUGUGCUAUCGGUUACAUAGGCAGUCCACCAACUUGUAGACCAGAAUGUGUGAGUUCUGCGGAAUGCGCACUGAAUCAAGCGUGUGUCAACCAGAAAUGUAUAGACCCCUGUCCGGGAACGUGUGGAAUAAACGCUUUGUGCCAGGUGGUCAAUCAUAAUCCUAUUUGCAGCUGCCAACCGAGACAUAGUGGUGAUCCAUUUAUCAGGUGUACGCCAAUAAGAGAAGACCCAGUUAUCGUUUCUAAUCCAUGUCAGCCAUCACCAUGUGGUCCAAACUCUAUUUGUAGAGAGAUCGGAGAGUCUCCUUCUUGUUCUUGUUUGCCAGAAUUCACUGGAUCUCCGCCAAAUUGUAGACCAGAAUGUGUGAGCAAUAGUGAAUGUCCUAACGAUAAAGCUUGCGUCAACCAAAAAUGUAAAGAUCCUUGUCCAGGAGCGUGUGGUGCGAAUGCUGAAUGCAGAGUUGUCAGUCAUACUCCAAACUGCGUUUGCUUACCUGGUUAUUAUGGGGACCCAUUCACCUCUUGCUACAUAGAAACCCCACUUCCUCCAGCAGAAAGACCGACUCCUUGCCUUCCAUCACCUUGUGGUGCGAAUGCACAGUGUAGAGAAAGAAACGGGGCUGGUUCUUGUAUUUGUCUUCCAGACUAUAUCGGAAACCCCUAUGAAGGUUGUAGACCAGAAUGUGUAUUGAACUCCGAUUGUACUUCCAACAAGGCAUGUGUCAAUAAUAAAUGCAUGGAUCCUUGUCCAGGAACUUGUGCACAGAACGCGAACUGUCAAGUCGUUAACCAUCUACCAUCGUGUACUUGUGUACCUGGAUUCACUGGUGAUCCUUUCAGAUACUGCAACUUAGUGCAAGAACCGGUUGAGGAACCACCUCAGAAUGUUUGCCAACCUUCACCUUGUGGACCUAACAGUCAGUGUCGCGAGGUGAAUGGACAAGCAGUUUGUUCGUGCCUACCUGAAUAUAUAGGAAGUCCACCGGGUUGUAGACCCGAAUGUACAGUGAGCACAGAAUGCCAAGCAACUAAGGCUUGCGUGAAUCAAAAGUGCACUGAUCCUUGUCCAGGAACUUGCGGAUUGAACGCCAACUGUCAAGUAAUAAAUCACAGUCCCAUUUGCAGCUGUCAAGGCGGUUAUACUGGCGAUCCGUUCACUAGAUGCUACACUUUACCACCUCCAGUACCGGUACCGCAGGAGCAACCAGUUAACCCCUGCGUACCGUCACCUUGCGGAGCAAAUAGCCAGUGCAGAGAUCUAGGUGGCACUCCAUCCUGCUCCUGUUUACCGGAAUACAUCGGACAACCACCGAACUGUAGACCAGAAUGCACUAUCAAUUCCGAAUGUGCGAGUAACUUGGCGUGCAUGAACCAGAAAUGCAGAGAUCCUUGUCCUGGUUCUUGUGGAACGAGUGCCGUUUGCAGAGUCAUCAACCAUACGCCAACUUGUAGUUGCAUCGAAGGUUAUCGCGGGGAUCCUUUUACUUACUGCCAACCCAAACCACAAGAGGAAUCUUCGGUGACAGACCCCUGCAAUCCUUCUCCGUGUGGUCCCAAUGCUCAGUGUGAUAAUGGAGUUUGUACCUGCUUAGCAGAAUACCAUGGCGAUCCUUAUAGGGAAUGCAGACCGGAGUGUAUAUUGAGCAACGACUGUUCGCGAGAUAAAGCAUGUUUCAGAAAUAAAUGUAAAGAUCCAUGUCCAGGAACGUGUGGUCAAAACGCAGAAUGUACUGUUAUAAACCAUAUACCAUCUUGUGUUUGUACUAGAGGAUACCAGGGCAACGCAUUCGUUAUGUGUACACCGAUUCCAGCUGAGAUUCCAAAGAAUCCUUGUAAUCCAUCCCCAUGUGGCCCCAACAGUCAAUGCAGGGAAAUCAAUGGACAAGCAGUUUGUUCUUGUGUACCAGGCUUCAUAGGCAGUCCACCGACAUGCAGACCUGAAUGUAUUUCCAGUUCAGAGUGCGCGCUGAAUAAGGCAUGUGUGAACCAGAAAUGCAUCGAUCCUUGUCCAGGAACAUGCGGUUUGAACGCAAAUUGCCAAGUCGUCAAUCAUAAUCCGAUUUGCAGUUGUCCACCUGGACAAAGUGGCGAUCCUUUCACUAGAUGCCUACCAAUAAGAGAAGAACCGGUAGUAGUCCCAUCGAAUCCUUGUCAUCCAUCCCCUUGUGGUUUCAACUCGGAAUGCAGAGAGGUCGGUGGAUCCCCGAGCUGCUCAUGUUUACCAGAAUUCGAAGGAACUCCGCCAAAUUGCAGACCACAGUGUGUUAGUAACUCUGAAUGUGCUAAUCACCUGGCUUGCAUUAAUAACAAAUGCGAAGAUCCUUGUCGGGGAGUAUGCGGUAGCAAUACCGAAUGUAGAGUAGUUAGUCAUACUCCUAACUGUGUCUGUCUGUCUGGCUUCGAAGGAAAUCCUUUCAUUCAGUGCAAUCCGCACUUAGAACAGCCGGUGAUUGAGAAACCUACACCUUGUAUACCUUCUCCUUGCGGAGUCAAUGCCGAGUGUAGGGAAAGAAAUAACGCUGGCUCCUGUAUUUGCCUUCCAGAUUACAUUGGAAAUCCUUAUGAAGGUUGUAGACCAGAAUGUAGUCUCAACUCUGAUUGUCCCUCGGACAAAUCGUGUAUCAGAAAUAAGUGUAUGAAUCCAUGUCCAGGAACAUGUGGAAUGAAUGCUGAAUGUCGUGUAGUUAAUCAUUUGCCUUCUUGUACAUGCAUUUUCAGCUACACAGGAGAUCCCUAUAGAUACUGUAGCAUGCCCAUUCAACCUAUUGAAGAACCAACUAAUCCUUGUAAUCCUAAUCCUUGUGGGCCAAACAGUCAGUGUCGUGAAAUAAAUGGCCAAGCAGUGUGCUCUUGUUUGCCAGAAUAUGUUGGUUCUCCUCCGGGCUGUAGACCAGAGUGUGUGGUCAGUUCGGAAUGUUCCCAAAACAAGGCUUGCCUGAACCAAAAGUGCGUUGACCCUUGUCAAGGCACUUGCGGUUUGAAUACCAAUUGCCAAGUAAUCAAUCACAGUCCGAUAUGCAGUUGCAAACUUGAUUUCACUGGAGAUCCGUUCACAAGAUGCUAUGGCAUCCCUCCUCCGAUACCACAACCUGAGCAACCUAUCCAGAACCCGUGCGUACCUUCACCGUGCGGUCCGAACAGUCAAUGUCGGGACAUAGGAGGCGCGCCAUCUUGUUCCUGCUUGAGCAAUUACAUUGGAAGUCCGCCAAACUGUAGGCCGGAAUGUACUAUACAUUCAGAAUGCCCUAGUAAUUUGGCUUGCAUCAGGGAGAAAUGCAAAGAUCCUUGCCCUGGCUCUUGUGGAGUCGGCGCACAAUGUAACGUCAUCAAUCAUGUGUCGAUUUGUUUGUGUCCGGAAGGAUAUACAGGUGAUCCGUUCGUUUUUUGUCGGGUAAAACCAGUGGAAGAAGAGCCAAUCAAAACGGAUCCUUGCAAUCCUUCACCUUGCGGCCCGAAUGCUCAAUGUAACGAUGGCGUAUGCACGUGUUUGCCAGAAUACCGUGGCAAUGCUUACGAAGAAUGUAGACCCGAAUGUGUUCUGAACAGCGACUGUCCUAGGAACUUGGCAUGUAUCAAUAGCAAAUGUAAGGACCCUUGUCCUGGUACAUGUGGCAUCAAUGCUCAGUGUACUGUCUCCAACCAUGUUCCUAUUUGCACUUGCAGCGAAGGUUUCAUAGGAAAUGCUUUCAUUUCUUGCUCUCCAGUUCCAGUUGAUAUACCCAAAAACCCAUGUACUCCAUCUCCUUGUGGACCAAACAGUCAGUGUAGAGAAAUAAAUGGUCAAGCGGUGUGUUCUUGUGUACCGGGCUUCAUAGGCAGUCCUCCGACUUGUAGGCCAGAGUGUAUUACUAGUCCAGAAUGUCCACUGAAUGAAGCUUGCGUCAAUCAAAAAUGUAUAGAUCCUUGUCCGGGAACUUGCGGUUUGAACGCCAAAUGUCAAGUCGUGAAUCACAACCCUAUUUGCACUUGUCCAAUCAAAUAUAGCGGGGAUCCGUUCAUUAGAUGCCUGCCGAUAAGAGAAGAGCCUGUUGUAGAACCAAACAAUCCCUGCCAGCCAUCACCUUGUGGACCAAACUCUCAAUGUAGAGACUCUAACGGUUCUCCAUCUUGCAGUUGUCUGACAGAAUUCAUAGGAACACCACCAAAUUGCAAACCUGAAUGUAUCAAUAACGUCGAAUGCCCCAAUAAUUUGGCUUGCAUCAACCUGAAAUGUAAAGACCCUUGCCCGGGAAUUUGUGGGCAAAACGCCCAAUGUCGCGUAGUGAGCCACACACCGAAUUGUCUAUGUAAUGAGGGUUACGUAGGUGACCCGUUCGGAGCUUGUUAUGUACAAACAGUACCCAAGCCAGUCGAAGUAGUUAAUCCAUGUUUGCCUUCACCUUGUGGCGCUAAUGCCCUUUGCAGAGAACAAAACGGUGCAGGAUCUUGCACGUGCAUUCCAGAUUACUUGGGAAAUCCUUACGAAGGCUGCAGACCGGAAUGUACGAUCAACUCAGAUUGCACGUCCAAUAAAGCCUGCAUACGAAACAAAUGCGUUGAUCCAUGUCCUGGCACUUGCGGCCAAAAUGCAGAAUGCAUGGUGAUAAAUCACUUACCUUCUUGUACGUGUAUACCAGGUUAUACCGGAGAUCCAUUCAGAUUCUGCAAUUUGGUUCAUGAACGAGAACCCUUACCUACCAAUCCUUGUCAACCAAGUCCAUGUGGACCUAACAGUCAGUGCCGCGAGAUAAAUAACCAAGCUGUCUGCUCCUGUUUGCCCAGCUAUUUUGGAAGCCCACCAGGUUGUAGACCAGAAUGUACCGUCAGUUCAGAGUGCGAUAGCUCCAAGGCUUGUGUGAACCAAAAAUGUGUGGACCCUUGUCCUGGCACGUGUGGCUUGAACACCAAGUGCAACGUCAUCAACCACAGCCCGAUAUGCUCCUGCAAAUUCGACUACACAGGAGACCCAUUCACGAGGUGUUAUCCAUUACCACCUCCUUCACCUGAACCAACUGUUUUCACCAACCCUUGUGAGCCAUCACCGUGUGGACAGCAUUCGGUAUGCCAAGACAUCAACGGAAAUCCGUCUUGUUCUUGCAGACCAAAUUACAUAGGAAGCCCGCCCAACUGUAGGCCAGAGUGUGUCAUCAACUCGGAAUGUCCUAGUAAUAUGGCUUGCAUACGGGAGAAAUGUAGGGAUCCUUGCCCAGGCUCUUGCGGAACGUUUGCCCAAUGUAGCGUGUUGAAUCAUAUCCCAUCGUGUAUAUGUCUCGAAGGUUACACAGGAGAUCCGUUCAGCAAUUGCUAUCCCAAGCCACUGCCACCACAAGAAGUCGAAAAAGAUAUGUGUAAUCCAUCUCCUUGCGGGCCUAAUACUAGGUGCGAUAACGGCGUGUGCACUUGUUUGCCAGAAUAUCAAGGAAAUCCAUACGAAGGCUGCAGACCAGAGUGUAUUUUGAACACGGAUUGUCCAAGAGAUAGAGCUUGUAUCAGAAACAAAUGUUUGGAUCCUUGUCCGGGAACUUGUGGACAGAAUGCCGAAUGCGCGGUCAUAAACCACAUUCCGAUGUGUUCUUGCCUAGCAGGAUAUUCUGGGAACGCUUUCGUGCUGUGCUCUACAAUACCAACUCUUUUGCCACAUAAUCCUUGCAACCCCUCACCGUGUGGGCCCAACAGUCAAUGCAGAGAAAUCAAUCAACAAGCAGUUUGUAGUUGUGUGCAAGGCUACAUCGGUAGUCCUCCGACUUGCAGACCGGAAUGCGUCAGCAGUACUGAGUGUUCUUUGGAUAUGGCUUGCGUCAACCAGAAAUGUAUAGAUCCUUGUCUGGGUACUUGCGGCCUGAACACGCGUUGCCAAGUCGUGAAUCACAACCCUAUAUGCAGCUGUUCUCCCAGAUUCAGCGGAGAUCCCUUCACUAGGUGCUUGCCUAUACGAGAAGAACCUGUGGUUGUUCCAUCCAAUCCUUGCCAACCGACACCUUGCGGUCCGAACUCGCAGUGCAAGGAAAUCAACGGAAAUCCUUCUUGUUCUUGUUCACCGCAGUUCUUCGGAUCGCCACCCAACUGCAAACCGGAAUGUAUCAGUAAUAGCGAGUGUGCCAAUCACCUGGCUUGUAUAAAUCUAAGGUGCAAAGAUCCUUGUCCUGGAAUAUGCGGCAUCAACGCAGAGUGCAGAGUCGUUUCUCAUACGCCCAACUGCGUUUGUCUUUCCGGCCACUCUGGUGAUCCGUUCCAACAAUGCGUCAUAUCUGCCGUUUCGAUACCCAAGCCCGCUGAUCAAAUCAAUCCUUGCUUCCCAUCACCCUGUGGAGCAAAUGCCGUAUGUAAAGAGAGGAAUAACGCUGGAUCGUGUAUUUGUUUGCCACAGUAUAUCGGUAAUCCGUACGAAGGUUGUCGUCCGGAAUGUGUAUUGAAUUCCGACUGUCCAUCCAACAGAGCUUGCAUCAAUAAUAAAUGCAAAGAUCCUUGCCCUGGAACUUGUGGACUCAAUGCUCAAUGUCAAGUCAUCAACCACUUGCCGUCUUGUACUUGUACUAACGGGUAUACUGGAGAUCCUUUCAGAUAUUGCGGUGUCAUACAGAUCGAAGAAGAACCAUUACCAUUGAAACCAUGUCAACCAUCCCCAUGCGGACCCAACAGUCAAUGCCGAGAACACAAUAAUCAGGCAAUUUGUUCAUGUUUACCGAAUUACAUAGGCAAUCCACCUGGUUGCAGACCAGAAUGUACUGUAAGCUCUGAAUGUCCGCAGAAUAGGGCGUGUCUUAAUCAAAAAUGCGUCGAUCCAUGCCCAGGAACAUGCGGAAUCAAAGCUCAAUGCCAAGUAAUCAAUCAUAAUCCGAUUUGUAGUUGUAUUUCAGGUAACACAGGAGAUCCUUUCACCGUAUGUUAUCCAAUACCAGCACCUGCACCUGUGAUAACGGAAGUUGUGAAUCCUUGUGUACCUUCCCCUUGCGGUCCUAACAGUCAGUGCCGCGAUAUAAGAGGCACCCCGUCUUGUUCCUGUUUAUCGACCUAUAUAGGAAAUCCGCCAAAUUGUAGACCGGAAUGCGUAGUCAACUCAGAAUGUACUAGUAACUUGGCGUGCAUCAACGAAAAAUGCAGAGAUCCUUGCCCAGGAUCGUGCGGUAUCGCUGCAAUAUGCGAAGUGAGAAACCACAACGCUAUUUGCGUUUGUCCACCUGGGUUCAGCGGGGAUGCAUUUGUUUCUUGUAAUCUCCAACCGAAGCCAAUAGCUCCUACCAUCACCGAUCCUUGUUAUCCUAACCCAUGCGGAGCAAAUGCUCGUUGUGAUAAUGGCAUUUGUUCUUGCUACCCAGAAUACCACGGCGAUCCUUACAUAGAAUGUAGGCCGGAAUGUUUGGUGAAUCCGGAUUGCCCUAGAGACCAGGCAUGUAUCGCGCAGAAAUGUAAAAACCCAUGUCCAGGUACUUGCGCCCAAAACGCCGAAUGCUCUGUGUUCAAUCAUUUCCCAUCGUGUACCUGCCUCCAAGGUUACUCUGGCGAUCCAUUCAUAAUGUGUAACAAAAUACAAAGUGAGUAUCUUUAUGGUGACGAACACGGUAACGCAACUUCCUAUUAUUCAGAACCGCCGCCACGAAACCCUUGCCAACCAACUCCGUGUGGACCAAACAGCCAAUGUAGAGUCGUUAACGAGCAAGCUGUUUGCUCUUGUCUGCAAGGUUACAUCGGAAGUCCUCCCACUUGUAGACCCGAAUGCGUUAGUAGCUCUGAUUGUCCCUUAGAUAGAGCCUGCGUCAACACGAAAUGUAUAGACCCUUGUCCUGGAACUUGCGGAAUAAACGCUUAUUGCCAGGUAGUAAGCCAUAACGCGAUUUGCUCUUGUCCACUGAGGUAUAGCGGAGAUCCUUUCGUAAGAUGCCAAGUUGUUUACGUAACUGAAAAACCAGCGCCAACUGUUAUAGAACCACAGAACCCUUGCAUUCCCUCGCCAUGCGGUCUCAAUGCUCAAUGUGAACCAACCCCAGUCGGUACCGCGAAAUGCACUUGCUACUCCAACUAUCUCGGUGAUCCACCGAAUUGCAGGCCGGAAUGUGUGGCCAAUAGCGAUUGUCCCGCACCCUUGGCGUGCAUAAAUCAAAAAUGCAAAGACCCUUGUCCCGGAUCCUGCGGAUUGAAUGCUCGCUGCUUGGUUGUGAACCACAUACCCAACUGUGUCUGUCUAGAUAGUUUCGUUGGAGAUCCUUUCACUCUCUGUCGACAACCACUGUUACCUCCACAGCCACCGAAGAAGGAGGAUCCUUGUUAUCCUUCUCCUUGUGGCUCUAAUGCCCAAUGCAGGGUAGAGAACAACUAUGCGGUUUGCGAAUGCCUACCAGAAUACCAUGGAAAUCCUUACGAGAGUUGCAGACCUGAGUGUUUGUCGAAUGCAGACUGUUCGAUGGAUAGAGCUUGUAUCAGGAACAAAUGUGUAGAUCCUUGUCCAGGGACUUGUGGAACGAAUGCACUAUGCUUCACUACCAAUCAUAUUCCUGUGUGUUCUUGUCCAGACAGAUAUACUGGAGAUGCUUUCCGAUUGUGCACACCAGUGAUAGUGGAACCUCCAAGAGACCCAUGCAACCCAUCGCCUUGCGGCCUGAACACCAUCUGCCGCACCUCCGGCAAAAACGCCAUCUGCGAAUGCCUACCCACCUUCUUUGGAACCCCCACAGCAGGUGGUUGCCGUCCCGAAUGCACCAUAAGCGCAGACUGCGAACGAACCAAAGCCUGCGUGAACAACAAGUGCAUAGACCCUUGUCCAGGAGUCUGCGGCUUCGGUGCCAUUUGCAACGUCAUCAACCACAGUCCAGUCUGCAGUUGCCCCCCACCCUUAAUGGGCGAUCCUUUCACUCUUUGCCGCGAGCAGCCCAAGGAAGAACCUAAAAACCCUUGCAAUCCAUCACCUUGCAACUUGAACGGGCAAUGCAGAGUUGUCAACGGUCUAGCCAGCUGUGUUUACCCAGAAUGUGUUAUCAACCAAGAUUGUCCGCGAGAUAAGGCUUGUUACGGACAAAAAUGCAGGAACCCUUGCUCGGAAGCUUGUGGUCUUAACGCCUUAUGUCAAGUUGUCAACCAUCAAGCAGUAUGCUCUUGCCCUCCGGGAUACAUCGGUUCCCCGGAAGUACAAUGUCAAUACCAAAUUGAAGAAAAUCCGAGAGUGGAAUGCGUCCAAGACUCAGAUUGCACAAAUGACAAGGCAUGCAUCGACAAUCAGUGCAAGAAUCCUUGUAUCACAAGUCUCGGUGUCUGCGGGCAAAAUGCUGAUUGCCGAGCACAGCUCCACAGAGCAGUCUGCACUUGCCGAGAUGGCUUCACAGGCAAUGCUCAGCACUCUUGCUACGAAAUCGGUUGCCGAUCCGAUUCAGAGUGUCCUCCAACACAAGCUUGCAUCAACAAAGAAUGCGUUAAUCCUUGUUCUUAUACUUCUUGCGGACUGAACGCCCUCUGUCGAGCUGAUGUGAAUCACAAAGCGAGGUGCUACUGCCCAGAUAGCUUUAGAGGAGACCCAUUAGUGAGAUGCGAGCGACCUGAAUGCACUCAUGACGAAGAUUGUCCGUACAACUUGGCUUGCAGCAAUGAGAGAUGUUUCGAUCCGUGCAAUUGUGGCCUGGAAGCCAUUUGCUCGGUGACCAAUCAUAGGCCGCAAUGUUCUUGUCCACCUGGUUAUAAAGGAAAUCCAUUAUCCUCGUGCAAAAUCGAACCGGUAGAAGUGGAACCGCAAUGCACCACGGACGCAAAUUGUCCGAAUAAACUUGCUUGUUUCGAGGGUGUUUGCAAGAAUCCAUGCUACGAAACGAAACCUUGUGGAAAGAAUACCGAGUGCAUAGUGGUAGACAGCUUACCGUUGAGGACUAUGUCUUGUAUGUGUCUACCAGGUUAUGUUGGUGAUGCUGACACUGAAUGCAAACUAGACCAACCUGGUUGCAAGAGUAACGAGGAAUGCUCUUCCUCAGAAGCCUGCUUGAACAGGCAGUGCGUCAAUCCAUGCGUCAUCGGAAAUCCCUGUUCCAUCACUGCCGAAUGCAGACCGACAGACCACAAAGCUGUUUGUAGAUGUCCAUCUGGGCUGAUGGGAGAUCCAUUCAUCAAGUGCUACCAGCCACCACAGGUCAAACCGGAAUGCACGACCGAUUCCGAGUGUCCCAACGACAGAUCUUGUAUUAAUCAACGUUGCCAGGACCCUUGCUAUUUGGCAAAUCCGUGUGGAUCAAGUGCCGAAUGUCGGACCAACUUCCACAGGCCAACUUGCUUGUGUCCAGACGGUUGGCUGGGAAACCCACAAAUCAUGUGCUACAAACCCGAGUGCAAGACAGACCAGGAUUGUCCGUACGACAGGGCCUGCAUCAGUGACAACUGCAUCAACCCUUGCACAACUCAAAGCUGCGGCCGAGGGGCAGAAUGCCUAGUCCAAAACCACCACGCUCAAUGCCAAUGCCCGCUCGGAACGCAAGGCGAUCCGCUUCUUUCCUGCAUCACCGGCAUUUGCCACUACAACGAAGAUUGUGCCGACCACGAGGCGUGUGACCGCCUCAACAGAGUUUGCAGACCGGUCUGCGACGACGACACAUGCGCAGAAACAGCAUUGUGCACCGGAAGACAGCACCAACCGAAAUGUCGGUGCCCUCCGGGAACCACCGGAAAUCCUUUCAUCCAGUGCUCGGAUUCGAUAGUACCAUCUGUGGUGGAGUGUCACACUGAUGCCGAGUGUCCUUCCAAGUUAGCGUGCAUUAAUACCCGUUGCGAGAAUCCGUGUGUGCUGGAAUCCAUCUGUAUGCCUGACCAGGAAUGUCGCGUUUUGGAUACUUUGCCUUUGCGUACGAUAAUGUGUCAAUGUCCACCGGAUACAAUUGUCGACGCUUCAGGUCGCUGUGUUCUCGUUAAGCACUUGAAACCGCAAUGCCAAGUCGAUUCGGACUGCCCUAAUUCUGAUAAAUGCAUCGGUGGAACUUGCAUACAAGCUUGCAAAGUAGACAGAUGUGGAGUGAACGCUUUGUGCAAUUCUUUAGAACACCAAGCGGUGUGUACUUGUGCACCAGGAUAUACAGGCAACGCUCGGUAUGAAUGCACUAAUAUACCGAAGAAACCGUUCGAAGUUUUGCCUCCGGAAUGCUACACAGACAACGACUGUUCGUACGACAAAAAAUGCAGGGAAGAUUAUUGUGUUAAUCCGUGCAGGGAAGAGAAUCCAUGUUCUCCCAGCGCUUUCUGCUCAAUUGACAAUCACAGAGCUGUUUGCAAAUGUCCAGCUGGAUACGAAGGAAAUCCAUACGUCGAAUGUAUAGCACCGAUAAGUCCUGCUGUAGGCUGUUCUUCUAAUUCGGAAUGCCCCAUGAGUCAGUCCUGCGUGAACCGCUUGUGCAUCAGUCCAUGCAACUGCGGACCCAACGCAGAAUGCCGAGUAGCUGAUCACUACCCAAUAUGCUACUGCCAACCCGGAUACUCCGGAAAUCCUCAAACAGGAUGCACCAAACUGGGCUGUCAAUCCGACACCGAAUGUCCUGACGAUAAGCAGUGCUACAACGACCAAUGCGUAAAUCCUUGCAUCCUCUCUGAUCCUUGUGCCAGAAACGCCGAAUGCUACGGACAACAACACCGUUCCUCCUGCAGAUGUCAGCCAGGUUUCGAGGGCAACGCUGUGGACAGAUGCGAUCGCGUCGAAUGUCACGCCGACCUGGAUUGCCCAAACAACCGAGCUUGCAUCCAACAACGUUGCGUGGACCCUUGUUCCACCAUAGCCAACCCACCGUGUGCUCACAACGCGUUAUGUUACGCACAGAAUCAUGUUGCCGGCUGCAUCUGUCCCCCACACUUACCUCAAGGAAAUCCCCUGUCUUUCUGUACGGCACCACCAAGACCUCAAGGAAAACCAGAAUGCGAGCUAGACCCGGACUGCCCGAGUAAAUUAGCUUGCAUCCGCAACAAGUGCGUGAACCCUUGCUCGGAACUGUCGCCAUGUCACCUGUCUGCCCAAUGCAGCGUUCUGGACACGGUGCCGGUGCGAACGAUGAUCUGCACUUGCCCGGAAGGAUGGGUACCAAAUGAAAACGGCGAGUGUCACGCGGUGAUAGUACCGAUACCACCCGGUUGCACUACUGACGAUAACUGCCUGGAUAAUCAGGCUUGCAUCAACCGUUUGUGCCGAAACCCUUGCGACUGUGGAACAAACGCCCAAUGCUCUGUAAAAAAUCACAGAGCCGUUUGUUCAUGUAGACAAGGCUUCGACGGUAACCCGAACAUCGCUUGUCAAGCUGUGGGAUGUAGGAUCGAUUCCGAGUGCGGAUCUGGAAGAGCUUGUCUCAACGGCCACUGUAUCAACCCUUGUUUAGUAAGAGAUCAAUGCGGGACGAACGCGGAAUGUUUCGUUUACCGCAACAGAGCUGAGUGUCGAUGCGCUACCGGCUACAGAGGCAAUCCUUUGGAAAGAUGCUCAGUGAUCGGAUGCACCUCUAACAGCGACUGUCCCAGUGACAAACAAUGCAUCAACGCCCAGUGCAUCAAUCCUUGCGUUUACGACAACCCUUGCUCAUCAAGGGCUGAAUGCAGCGUCCGCAACCACUUAUCCUUGUGCAGAUGCCCGAGUGGCCUUAUCGGAAAUCCCUACGUCGACUGUCGUCCGGAACCACAACCGGAAUGCAGGGAAGAUAGCGAGUGUCCUUCGAGAUUGGCAUGCCUGAACAACAGAUGCCAGGAUCCUUGUGUGGUUCUGGAACCGUGCCAAAGACCGUCCGAAUGCCAAGUAGUGGGUUCCGUGCCAGUCAGAACUAUGAUUUGUAUCUGCCCGCCGGGUUACAUCAGCAGCGGUAGCGGUACCUGCAAUCCCGUCACGGCCGUGACUAAAGUAGGAGCUUGUGUAUCGGACGAGGAGUGUCCAACAGAAAAAGCUUGCUUCAAUGGUAUUUGCAGAAACCCGUGCAACUGCGGACCGGAAGCUGAAUGUCGCAUCAGAGACCACAAGCCCGUAUGCAGCUGUAAGCCAGGUUUCGACGGUAAUCCAGAGCUAGAGUGUACCAGAGUGGGCUGUAGAUCGGAAGAUGAAUGUUCUGGGCAACACAGCUGCGUGAACAGACAGUGUGUACCUGUUUGUGCUGCAGACGGGUCCACUUGCGGACAAAAAGCGACUUGCUAUGGGGUGAACCACAGAGCGAUAUGCGAGUGUCCACCAGGAUUGAUGGGAGACCCGAGAAUAACUUGUGUCCUAGUAGGGUGUAGAUCCGACGCCGAUUGUCCGAGUAGCAGAGCUUGCAUCAACAACAAAUGCGAAUUGCCUUGCGUCACGACCAAUCCCUGUGAAGCACCGGCAGAGUGCAAGGCUUUCGACCAUAUAGUCGAAUGUGUUUGUCCACCUGGUACAAUUAGCAACGGUGGAUUGGGGUGUGUUGAAGUAGAAGAAAAAUGCCGCAGGGACUCUGAAUGCCCGUCUCAGUACGCGUGCAUUGGAGGCGAGUGCGUGAAUCCAUGCAAGGAAUCGAAUCCUUGCGGUGUCAAUGCUGAGUGCACGGUACUGAACACCGAGCCGGUUAGGACGAUGAUUUGCCAAUGCCUACCGGGAUACGAAGGCAACGCGGCAGUUCUAUGCAAUAGAACAACACAAUGCAAAAUCGACAAAGGAUAUAUCCGCACCCCAGACGGAAGAUGCGUUUGUCCUCCAAACAGCGCUCUAAACGAAAACGACGAAUGCAUCCAUUGCCCUAUCGACAAAGGACUGAAAAUCGACGAAAGAGGUCGCUGCGUGUGCGCAUUAGAACGUGGUCUGAUCAUCGACGAACGUGGAAACUGCGUGUGUCCGAUCGAAUUCGGCUACCGAUUAGAUUUCCGGGGCAAUUGCGUACCCAAAUCAGGCCCGGAAUGUGAGACCGACGACCAGUGUCCAGACCACAGGUAUUGCAACCCGAAAACGAAAACUUGCGACGAUCCAUGUCCAGAGAAGCAUUGUGGAGUCAACGCGUUGUGUAAUGCUACUAAUCACCGAGCUGUUUGUCAGUGCAUAACAGGCUAUACCGGCAAUCCAGAUAUUUAUUGCAAUCACACGAGUCAUUACAAGACCGAUUUUCCCAGACCGGAUCUCACAGUCAGCUGUUUGUCGGACGGUGUUCAAGUGGAGAUAACCCUGUCAGAGAUAGGGUUCAACGGAAUAUUGUACGUGAAAGGCCACAGCAAGGACGAGAAGUGCAGGAGAGUCGUUUCCAUCGAUUCCGGCGAGAAAAUCGAAUACUUCAAGCUCGUAACAUAUAAGGCGCAAGCGUACCACAUCAAAUGCGUAUACCAAACGGGCGAACAAAACGUAACUCUAGGCUUCAACGUGUCAAUGUUGACAACUGCUGGAACCAUAGCAAACACAGGGCCACCUCCAACUUGCCUGAUGAAAAUAGUAACACCCACUGGAAAGGAAAUAAAUUCAGCUGAAAUCGGAGACAACUUGAUGCUGCAAGUCGAUGUGCAACCUGGCUCCAUUUAUGGCGGGUUCGCCAGGAGCUGUGUUGCUAAAACCAUGGGCGAUAGCGUGGAAAACGAGUAUUUGGUGACUGACGAAAAUGGUUGUGCGACAGACCCGACUAUAUUCGGCGAAUGGGAGUACAAUCAAGAUACUCAGAGUUUGCUGGCUAGCUUCAACGCUUUCAAGUUCCCCAGCAGCGAUAACAUCCGGUUCCAAUGCAACAUCCGAGUGUGCUUUGGAAAAUGUCAACCGGUGAACUGCCGAGGCUACAAUGCUUUCGGAAGACGUAGAAGGUCGAUCGAAGGAGACAACGAGAAUGACACAGAUGUCGCAGUUGGCGGUGAUUUGUUGACUGGACAGUUGAGAGAAGAAAUCACUAUACAGUCGAAUGCCAUUUUGACGCUUGAGAAGCGCGAGGAACGUUAUCCAGAUUCUCAAACGGCUCCGAAGGCUCAAAGGGCGCAGGACAUCUGCGUCUCGAUGAUCGGCUUCAUCAUCGCCCUCAUAAUCACUGCCCUUCUGGCGUUGGUGGCCGUCGCGGUGGCGGUGUCCUGCUGGCUGAUGGCCUACCGCCGCAGGCCAAAGGCUGCAGGACCGCUGCCGCAUCCUCCGGAGUUUCCCAAUCCGCUCUUCACCGCUCCGGAGCCGAUGACGGAACCCAGCCCGGACUACCUCACCUGAAACACUGCGAAACUAGUUAGAUAAGUGCGGAGGCGUCGGCUUAUUUAUUAGUUUUUUUCAAUUUGUAGUUUGCAGGAAAUGAUGAAAUACUCGCGAGAAGGUUAUUUUUCUUCUGUAGUAGUCCAUACUCAAAGUGGAGUGGAAUAUGAUCAAGAAAGAAAACUCGAAGUCGUCUCCACAAGUUUGAUGUUGAAAAGAUGCAGUCAAUCCUGCUUCAAUGAGGUUCGAGACAUGUUUCGACCAUUCAAAUGCCCAUCUUCAGUCAAAUUAGUAUACAUCAAAGUUUAUCUACAAUAGAAAACCCAAGCAUGAUUUUAUAUCAUGAAGAUAUUGAGAAAGAAAAUUCACAAAGUAUUGCAAAUGCAACAUUGAAUUAGUUAACAAUUUCAGUAGUAUAAAUAAUGAACAAUGGUGAUUAUUAUAAAGUAUAACAAUAUUGAUUGAUUAGUAAUUGAUGAGUGAAGAGUGAACAACUGAAGAAGCCAAAUUUUUAUUAAAGCACAAAUUCUGAUAACGAAUACCUUUUGGUUCGCCAUUUUGUUAUCAGAAUUUGUGCUAUAAUAAAAAUUUG